AUCAUUCAGUCUCUUUGGUGCAACCCGUGUGUAAAGAUCGGAACCUAGUCGUGUGAAAAAUUAGUUGAGCUCUAGUGAAGUAAAUUAUUACCCUGCCGCCCCGCCCUGUUCUGUGAAUGAUCAACCAGAUCAAGUGUAUCAAUCGAGUAUUUGCUUCGCCUUCGCCCUUAACAACCUGCUUGAUCAACAUUGGUAACAUCAUCAGCUUAAAGCCUCACACCGCUCCAGAAAAUUUGGAUUUGGAACUUUGCCGGUUAUGCGAAAGAAAAUAUUAAAUAUCCGUGAAAAUUAGUUGAUCGUGCGUGCGUCUCUUUCUCUCUACUGCACUCCGACCGUCGGUUCGUGCGCGAUCGGUCGAUUUUCCCGGCUGGUUCAGGUUCAGUUUGCGUGUGUGUUUCGUUUACACAAUUUUUCGCGAUUAUUUUUGGAUUCUAACAUCAUCCGCGCCGUCCGGUAGAGGCGCGAAGGAAUAUCCACCAGGCCCAUAUCCAAGCGGCUAAUUGAGGCAGUGUGUUCGUUCUGUUGUUGGUGCAGAAAGAUCUGACCGCUACCGCGAUCGCCUGUGGUUGCGUGUGUGUGUUUGUGCAUGUUUGCUUGAGUGUACACGGAAAAUCGAUCCGCGAGUUGUGCUGUUGAUUUCUAGUGUUCACCAACGCUCCGGGAGGAAGAUCAAACUUCCGAGUAGAAAAUCGUGUUCUGGAAAUUCCGAAGCAAAUUAGUGGAUGUGAAAAUUUUCCUUUUAAAACCAGCACCAGUGUAAAGUGUAAGUGAACCGACCUGACCGACGAGGAUGGAAUCGACUGGGAGUAACGGGGUUACAUCGUUGGAUGAGCUCCAGCGACAGUUGCACGAAAAUAUGGCCCAGGUCACAGCACCUUCGCCUGCGGUUCCCGCUCAGAUUGCAACGACUAUUAGUACUAUCGUGCUGCAGGGUGGUCCCCUGCAACUUGUAAUUGCCCUGCUGAAGAGUGGCGAAAGAUUGUACAUCAAAGUUGCUGAUCUGCUGCCAAAGUUCACAUUUCUGGGACCCAGUCUGGACGAUGCGUUGAACCUUCAACGUGAACACGAACAGUUGCUACGACAAAUUCAGAACCUACCGACGCCACUGGAGGAAUUCUAUCACAAAGUACAGGAAAAGAUCGCUUCCAACCAGCGACCAGAUCCAAUUCUAAUCGAAGAAAUGGCCGCCUCACUCGGGUUGGUGUGGCAGGACGUGAAAAAGAUGCUUCAGGAGCGACGAGAUAUUAUCCUACUGAAUGUAAGCUUUUUCGAGCGACUCGGAGAAUGCUACGGUAAAAUGAGCUCACUGGAAGUGGCCUGUAACGACACAAUGAUUCCGAUCGAAAUCGAAGCAGUCCAGGAGUUUCUGGAAUCGUUCAAAUCUCUUCGCACCGAAAUGCUCGCAUCCAUUUCCAGCGCCCUGAAGGUAGGCAAUCAGAUGCUGGAUAAACUCAAAGAGUUGGCUAACAUCGGAACGCUGGACUCACGGCCCAACCACAUCAAACAGGAUGCUCUGCACGCAGUCAGUCAGGUUGAACGGUGGCUGGAAGAUCUAUCGAACCGACGGAACAAUCUCGAAGUGGCCUGGCAAUCCCGCAAAAAUCAACUGGAGCAGUGUCUCACCCUAGCGAUCCUCGCCAAAGAACUCACCGAUAUCGAAUACAGUCUGAAUAGUUCCAAAAACUCCAAUCUCAGUUCCUUCACGCUCGGUGAUUCCUCGGAGCAGGCUCGAGAUUUGCUAGAAAUCUAUCAAAAUCUGAAACCAGAAGCGAUGCUACUUCGAGACAAGUCCCUAAAAAUCACGAAAGCCACCGAAGAGCUCGUGUCAACGGGAUGUUUCGCAGGUGACGAAGCCUGUUCGAAAGCCUACAGUAUUCUCGCGGCUUGUACGGAAUUUUUGGACGAAAUCGACCAUCGUGAAUCCUUGCUAAGUCAAUCGAGGGAAUUUUUCGGUCGAGCUGAAAAUCUUCUCAGUAAGCUAUCUCAAAUCGAAAUCGAACUCAGUAAUUUACACAUGCGGCCAAGCUCACCGACGGCUUCGGCUCUACAGAUUAAGGCACUGCAAGAAGUUUCCGCCACGGUCGGUGACAUUCUCCAGUCCGGUUACUCGCUGAUAGACGACGUCGGACGAACUAAACCGGAAGUAGCCGGUGUACAGGAGAUGGUCGAACGAAUCGAACAAAAGAAGAUUGCCUUCGAACGGUACUGUUUGCAGCAAAGUGAACAAAAUUUACGAUUGACCGAGGCACUGAAUGACUUCCUCGAGCGGUACAAUCAGUUAUUCCAAUGGCUAGACGAAACGCGCCAACAACGGAUAGUACAAGGCGACGGCAUCCACGAAAUGGGAAUCAACUUGACCGAGGCGAAGGAAUGUUUGUUGUUGCAUCACCAGCUCCUGAACGAUUUGGAGAUCAAAGGCAACGAAAUAAACAACCUGCUGGUCCGGUUGACCCCGAGCUUGGAAUAUCUGGAGGACGAGCAGCGCGACGACGUCCAGCAGAAGAUCGACGUUAUCCGGCAAAAGUGGAUCGAGCUGAAAAAUUACAUCAUCGUUCGGGUCGAUCUGCUAAAACUGUACAUUCGAUUUCACCAGGAGACGGAAACGCUGCGGAAUCUGUUCGAAUCAUUCGAGAUCCAGAAGGCAACGUUCCGCCACGUGGACAACGACAAACCGCUGCUGCAGGCGGCACUGGACAAUAAUCGGCAACAGUUGGCACAACUGAAACUGAUCGGAGAGCAGUGCAUCGACGAUUUGGAGAAGGUUGCGGAUCCCUAUCUGCAGAAAGCUCGGGCCGCGCAGUGCGUCGAUCGGACGCUAACCGAACUCAACACCCGUCAGUUGGCCAUCGGUGAUGAGUGGGAACGCUGGAACGCCCAACAGCAAGCGGAACGGACUCUAAACGAAAUUAUGGCCGCCAACAUGGAAACCCUGGCCGAUGCUACCAAGUUGGAAGAGCAGCUCUAUCCGAUUUUCAAUACGGCUUCGGACAAUCCGGCCGAUCUGAGUGCAUUCAUUGGAUUGAAACUGAAUCAGAUCCAGGCGGAUAUUCGGGCGGCAGAAAAUGAGCUUACGAAACGAUUUGAAUCAAUCGAUCAGCUCGCAUCCACCGGAACUGACUCCGGUGAAAAAGUGGUUCAAGUGAAAAACAGUUUGAACUCAAUCAAAACCAAGCUACAUACGAUCGCGGCGGACUUUCAGGAGCUUGCCUCCGUCGUGGAUCACUUCCUUCGGUCCGUUUCGACCUGUCGCGAUAACAUCAAAGAUUAUUUCGCCCGUAGGCAAACGGUCACCGGACCGGAAAGUGUGGAAUCCAUCACCAACAGUUACGAACAGUUUAAGCAGAACACGAUGGAGUACUUCCGGAAUUUACUGCAACAGAGCGAGCAGAUCAUUGAACGCAUCAAAACCCAGGAACCGCCAGGUGCGAAGGAACAGGACACCGAUAAAAUCAUAACACUGCUGGAAAAUCUACGAACCUACUUCGAAACACAAACCGAAUCGGAAAACUCGGAACUCCGGAAGCAACACGCGGUGAUCGCGUUCGAUAAGAACCUGCACGAGAUCCGGACGGAAAUCGGAACCAAAGUGGAACAGUUGAACCGAGGCCGGGGAAACUAUGGCGAGAACACCGACGGGGCGAGACGUAAUCUGGUGGUUAUCGAGAAGUUUGAGAUCGAGCUACAGGAGCUGAGUGGCAAAAUUGAUGAUUUUGUCAGUGCUUCUCAAAGUCUAAGCAGUCAGUAUCCGGAAACAUCACCGUACGUUCACUCAGAAGCAACUAAAGUUCGUAGCGAUUGGGCCGAUUUAUUGAACAAGACCCAGGAGUACCGACAGCUGAACACGGUUGCCAUCGAUUACUUCGAGCUUAUUUCAUUGGUGGAAAACAACUACCGCAAUUUGAACGCGGACCUCAUCAACGCCAACAACAAACUGUCGAUCUUGAAUAAUACGGAUCUUGCGAAUGAUCUGGUCCAGCAGAUCGAUAACAUUCUGAAGGCGUACGAAACUCAACAGUUGGACACCUUAAAGCAGAUUUCCACGCUAUCAUCGCAAUUGUACGGCCAUGACAGCACAGUCGGACUGUACAACGACAAUCUGAAGCUGUUUCAAACGUUCUACAAGAUCAAAGGUGACAUAAAUGAUCGCGCGAAACAGCUCACCGAAUUGCAACAGCAAGCCGAGGUUCAGAAGAAUGGCUUCCAAGAGGAAAUAACAUCGGCAUCGGUACACACAACGACACACAGCACCUUACCGAAACAACCGUCCAUCGACAUUCAGACCAUCGACGAAGCUCAGUACCUUCAAGAACCACAUCCAGCGCUGGUAAUCCAAACUGUUGAGGAGUCUGUCCAUGAGCAAAUUCACGAAAUCAUCACUGCCACAGAGCCAGCACCGUCGCUGACAAUUCCGCAACCUCUCUCUGACGUGACAGUCCAGGAAGGCCAGAGAAUCCAGAUGCAAUGCGUAAUUUUCGGUCAUCCAACGCCAGCGAUCGAAUGGUUCAAGGACGGAAUAAGCAUCCAAAACAAUCCCGACUACAAAACCUUCUUCGAGAAUGGCCUGUGUGCUUUGACGAUCGAUGAAACUGUAACGGCCGAUUCGGCCGAAUUCCUAUGCCGGGCAAUCAACGAGGCAGGAAUUGCGGACACCGUUGGAAGACUGAUCGUUACGGAAUUGGCACCACCGCCACAGCCUCAAGGCGUACCACCGAUGUUCGUGCAGAAACUUUCCAAUGGUACGGCCACCGAGGGACAACCGUUCCAAUACUCCUGCACCGUCACAGGUAAUCCUCUGCCGGUGCUCCACUGGUACAAGAAUGACACUUGCAUAGACACCUCACCCGACUACAAGAUCUCACUCGAUCCGGUUCGGGGCGAGGCGGUGCUUCGCUUCGAGCAGGUGUUUCUCGAAGAUCAAGCCCGUUACACCUGCCGGGCGAGCAACGAGUGCGGCACCGACGAAACCGCGGCCGAACUGGCCGUUGAGCCACUGGAACCAACGGAAUACCCCAACUUCACCGUCCCGCUUUCCAACGCCAUGGCCCGCGUAGGCCAGAAAAUCAAACUGGAAGCCGAAGUCAGUGGCACUCCGCCACCCGAGGUCAUGUGGAGCCACGAUGGAAAACAUUUCUCCAACCGGGAAGUGAAGUUCUUCUACGAAAACGGCAGAGCGCAAUUGGUCAUAGACGAGGCAUUCCUGAAGGAUGCUGGUGUCUACACGCUAACUGCCAAGAAUAUCGCCGGUGAAAAGUCCUGCUCGUGUAAUGUUGUUGUGAAAGGUCGACUACCGAACGAAACGUCCGAUUCCGAAUUAGCAAGUGAUAUGGAACCAGUAAAACCGUCCGUCCAGCUCCAGCUCAAGGAUGUUGCAGUGUUUGAGGGAAAACCAGUCCGACUGGAUUGUGUGAUCGUCGGUCUACCGGAACCGGAAGUGAUCUGGUACCACGGUGAACGGCCCGUCAAGGAAUCCACCGAUUUUCAGCUACUCUUCCAAGGUGAUCGCUGCUCGCUGGUGAUACGUGAGGCAUUUCUAGAAGAUGGUGGCGAGUAUCGUGUUGUCGCUAUUAAUAGCGCUGGUGAAGCUUCGAGCAAGUGUAAUCUAAUUGUAACACCACUGAACAUCGCGGAACCUGCCGUACGUCAGCCAGUUGAUCGUAUCCUGCCAGUACUGGGAGCGCCACCAAAGUUCGAACGACUGCUCAGUGACAUCCUUGCUACGGUCGGUGAAAAGUGCCAGUUCGAGUGUGCCGUCAGUGGUGAUCCCCGUCCGAACAUCAGGUGGUUUGUGAAUAAUCGUGAAGUCGAAGAAAACCCACGUGUACAUUCGGUAUUUCGCGAGGACGGUGUCGUGAAACUGGUGAUCGAACAGGUGUUUCCCGAAGACAAAGGUGUGUACACGGUGAAAGCUUUCAAUCCAUCCGGUGAGGCAAAGUGUUUCUCGAAUCUGAUCGUGAAGUCCGUUAAUGCCUCUGAGUUUGAAACCGUACCGGCUUUCCUCAGCGAUAGUGUUGUGUGUCCGACCUUCAAGGAACUGUUUGCCGAUCGCACUGUGAAACUUCACGAUUCAACGAAAUUCGAGUGCAUAGUCGUGGGUAAACCGCAGCCUAAGAUACGAUGGUUCUUCAACGAUAGGCCCGUUCAGGGACAUGAUUUCCUAGUUUCGACUAGUGGCGAUCGUCAGGUACUUGCAAUUCCGGAGGUAGUUCCCGAGUUGGCUGGUAAGAUCACUUGUCUAGCGGAAAACGAAGCAGGACACGCACAGUGCGUAGCGUUCAUUCAACUUUCGGAUGCGUUUGGAGCAGCAUCAUUGCAACCUCGAGUAAUGGCCGAAUCGAUGCAGCAAGUAGACAAUACCGGUUCGUCUACGGUGACGCUUCAGAAGCAGGUAACCACAUCAACCUCGUCCUACUCGUCCUCGACGGUUGUCGAGAACGGAGUAUCCCAAUCCGAGGUUCACUCGCAAUCGGCCCAUUUGGACCGUUCGUUCAAGAAAGUUGGUGACGAAGCACCGGAGAUUUCCGAAUCGAAACAAUUCGCUCAGUACCAUCAGACGAACGACCAACCGCCAUCAAUUCAGCAAGAAUCUUCGAUACUCAACAUCGCAAACAACAACACAUCCGAAAUGCACGCAACGAUCAUUGCUAACUCAGGGCAAAUCAGUACCGGUAAGCCAGCGAGACGUAGCUCGGCACCUCGGUUCGUGUCACCGUUUAACGGGAAGAUCGUCGAUCAAGGAGCCGAUGUGGUGUUCGAGGGAAUUAUCGAUGGAUAUCCGACACCCGAAGUGGCGGUCACGAAGAACGAUCUGCCGCUGCAGCCGGACGGAGAACGUAUCAGUUUGUCCUAUUCACUCAACAAGAUCGUACUCGAACUGAAGAACGUAUCCACCGUGGACGCAGGACGAUACACCGCAACAGCUUCGAAUUCAGCCGGUGCCUCAUCAACGACCGCCGAUCUAGUCGUCAAGAAAUCUAUCUUUCCACCAGUAUUCGGUAGACGCCUGCAGGCCCAGAGUGUCAGCCGUGGCGAUCGAGUCAUUCUGAGUGCCGAAGUGACGGGAACACCGGAACCGUCCGUGUAUUGGUUCAAAGAUAACCAACCCGUCGAGAACGCACUGCUCCCGGGAAGCUACAGUUUGCAGCAAGUCGGGCCGUGCUUCAAGCUGAUCUUCGAACAGAUCGACCUGGCGGACGCCGGAAAGUACAUGUUGCUAGUCAAGAACGAUGGUGGCGAAGCGCAAAGUAUCGCCGAUAUUGCAGUGCUGGACGCGGAACCCCAGCCACAAUCACAAUCUCAAUCUCAAUCACAGAAACGCGUCUCUUUCGUGGACACUGAGCAGCCACCGUCCGAUGUACCGCGCGAAGGUCCAAUUCCCGGUAAUUCGGGUUUCACUGCCCAUCACGAGUUUUCUGCCGAAUCGAAACUGCAAGGUCCAUCCACCGAGUCCACUAUCGUUACCGAAACGCGUCGCACAACCGAAGCCACCAUGCGAAUGGAGCACAAGAUUAGCUUUCCUGAUCUGCCGAUUACAUUCUCACAGCGUACACAAACACCAACGAUUCCACUGGUAUCCGAGGGAACCAUGGUACAGACUGACCUACAGACAAGCGCUACCAACACAGAUCGGGUGGCGACGAAAACCGACGCUACUCAAACACCAAUACCACUCCAACUACAGCCACCGGCCCAACUGUUGAAGACUGAGGCCACACAAACUGCUCCGCAGGUGGAACCAAGACCCCGUCCACCGGUAGAAGAACUCAAAACUGAAACCAAGCGGAGUGCGUUCCAAUUCUUUGAGAAAAUCACCUCCAAUGGAACCACUGAAUCCCCUUCAGUGGCUCCAUCGGCAUUCAUACCAAAGCCAAAAACAGUCAAGCCACACAAACCUUCAGUUGCAAUCGAUCAAACACAUCAAUUGGUAGGUCCAGAAAGACUAAUCUAUCAAUCAUACUCUCCCGGACAAGAUAUGAAAAGCUAUCAGCCUCCGGCAACUCAACCCUCAUACGUUCCAUCAUUCGAACAAUCAUCAACUAGUGAAACAACAACGAGCACGAGCUACCAAACGGCUAAAAAGGUCGAGUUCCUCCAGCCACGUCCUGUGGUCGUACCGACCCCACCAAUCUAUCACGAAGAACCGCAUCAACCAAUAUCGAAAACAUCGCUCAUUCCCAACAACGACCCAUCUCCGUCCCAUCCAAUACCAUUGAUUGUAACUCAAGAACCGCCAAUUCAUCGACCUCAAGCUAGCACGCCACACCUGGAGCGAGCACGUAGCUCUUCUCCUCGUCCGUCGGCGGAAGCCAUCGUAAUGGAGAAACUAUGGACCGCUCCAAAAACAUCCGGUUUUGUCACAUUACCACGCACCAAGUCAUCUACCACUUCCACCGCUCGUAGACAAUCACUAGAGAGUAGUAGUAAACGCUCAACACCUAAAUCCGAAUUUCAGCCAGUGCAAAAUAGCUUCUGUAGCCAACAGCAGCAGCAGCUUCAGCAGCACCAACAACAGAUGUAUUCGUCAUUUGCCACGACUCACCAGUUCCAAGCGUCGUCAAUGUCACAGCAGCAAUAUUCGCAAUAUAUGCAAUAUCAGCCCUACAAACCUUCCGAACCGGUUCCAAUCCUAGCUCCACAACCGGUUUUCACUCCGGCUCCCCAACCUACUGUCCAACUGCCAAGAACCUUUGUCCCAGCACCUGCACCAGCUCCCGCACCGAUCUUCGCUCCUGUGCCACAGCCUGUUCAACUACCGAAAGCCUUCGUCCCAGCACCUGCACCAGUUCCAGCUCCAGCUCCUGCUCCGUUUAUCGCACCGGCACCUCAACCACCAACAACGUUUAUCCCAUCACCAGCUCCACAGCAAUUCAAACCUGCUCCACAGCAAUACGCUCCCGCACCACCGGUCCCUGUGGCGCCAAAAUAUGCACCUGCACCAAUUCCUGAACCACUGUACACUCCGGUCCAUCACUCCCUUGCUACAGCUCCGUCUAACCUACCGUUCGUUCUUGGACCAUCCUAUAAUCAAACUCCGCAACCAUACAAACCACUCCCUCCACCUUCCAUUACGCCCAGUCAGCAAAAUUAUUCCUCAACUCCACUCGAAUUCCAACCAAUUCAAACAAAUUUUGAACCACCGGUGCAAACCUUCGCUCCCGAGCCGUACGUGCCAGCACCGGCUCCUCCAAUCUACGCUCCAGCUCUCGAACCGUACGUUCCCGAGCCUAUCCCACAAACGUUCGCACCAGUUCCCGAACCCGCGGUACCACAAAUUUACCAGCAACCACAGCUGCAACAGUCCCAGUUCGUGGACUACGCCCAGCAGCAACAGUAUCUCGAACAGCAAGAAGAAAUCUACAAGAAGAAAUCCGUCAAGGAGACAAAGGAACUGUUCGAGCAAUCAUUGAAACAACAACAGCAGGAGCUGUACGAUCUGAAAGCUCCACGAAUGAUCCAACAGAUGGCCUAUUCACCAACCAAAGCUCCGCUUACUCUGCCGUCUGACUUUGGCUACAGCCCGGCCGAAAUAGGACUCGAGCCGGGACCGCAGCCUACGAUGGGAUACGCUCCGAAACUCUCGAACGAACGCAAGAGCUCCUACUAUCGUGAGAAGAUCGAACAGUCGCUGUUCGAGAGCAUGGAUAAAGUGCCGGAACGUGUUCCGGCUGGCGGUGUCAAGAUUAUCCCGCCCAGCCCACGCAAAAAGCCACAACCGGGACAGUCGGAUACCGCCGGGAUGACUCCUGCAUCGUUCGAGCAGCCAUCGGAAGCAAAGAGUACGCCAACCGUUGGAGCCAAGAGCCCAUUUACGGCGACCGAAAGCGAGUACGAGAGCGAUAUGGACGUAAAUCGGAAGAUGAACGGAGUCAGCGGUUAUUUGGCCGACACGGAGGAGGUCCAGAAGACGGUUUCGUUCAGCGAGCAGAAGUUUGAGAGUUACAGUAGCAGCAGUACCAAGACCGAGAGUGUGGUAAUCAGUGGAACCGGGACGCAGCAGGAGCAAAAGGUGGAAUCGACCGAAUCGAAGGUCGACACGGUUGAGGAUGCAUCGACAGUGGCCGCAGCGCCAACCGUGACUGGUGAUGACAGCAGCGAAGUCCAGCAACAACAAGAACAACAACAGCAAGCAGCUGAGCAGCAAGUUGUCACCGAAGAGACUAUCAAGGAAUCCCGAACGACCGAAGAAGGAAUAAAGAAUUUCCUCGUCAAUAAUGACUUACCGGAGGAUUUACAACCCGUGAAGGUGCUGCCAACUGAAGAACCGCUACCGAUUCUUAAGAAGGUUCCAGUUCCAGCAGCAGUUUUCCAGCCGGAACCGGAGCCAGUGCAAGUGCCGGAAACAAUACCUGCACCACAAGAACCGGCUCCCGUGGCAGUGUCAGUGCAAGCUCCACAGCAAAAUGGAUAUCCGUCGGCAAGUGAUUAUGAGAGUGAUUUCGAGAAGAAAGCUACCCCCGUGUGGCAACCGACUCCGUCAGCCGAUCUAGCCGAUCUGGCUUACAAGCCCGUGCAUCCGGUAUUUGUUCCGCCAAAACCACACGAAACUGGUCCAGCUGCAGCACCGCCAUCAGUAUUUGAUCCGAUCGAUAAAAUCAAACCGACAAUUCAAGCUCCCGUGCUCAGCGAAAUACCGAAGAUCGAAAAACCUACGCCCAUUAGUUACACCCAAAGUCAAACCACUCAGCAAUCCUUCCAGCAACAGAGCAGUUCUUCCUUCCAGUCCUAUCAGCAGCAAACUUAUCAACAGCAAAGCUACGAACAGCAAAGUUAUCAGCAGCAGUUCCCCCCCGUGGAACCGACCACGGCUCUUUAUUAUACAUCUGUCACGGGUGAACCUGUUCACAACACGAUCGCUACCGAAACGUCCAACACUUUGCAUUCGAAGGAAACCACGGAAAGCAGUAAUCGCGUUGUCAACAUUUCACAAACUCAAAGUUUUAUUAACGUGGAGCCCCAGAAACAGGACCAACUGACAACCGUGCAACGACCUGGUCGUUUCACACCGGGAGAACUUCGCGAUAGUGAUCAUGAAUACGACGGAUCGCGCAUUCGGCCGAUGUGGACUCCCAAUCCGUCUGAUAGCGAUGAACCACAUUACCGCAGCGUACGGCCGAACUUUAAGCCACGAUCAGCCAGUGUACCACGAUCCAAUGAACGGAUUCAGACCCCCAUGGAGUUCGAUACCGGUCCGGUGUUGAUGCCAUCCAGAAUCGAUCUAAGCAGUUUGGUUCCGCCGGUCCAACAAGAAGCACCACCGCCCGCCACCGAAACCGUGGAAGUGCUCCAAACUCAAACUCUCAACCGUCAGUCUUCGUUUUCGUCGAAACGACUGGCAACAACGCACGUGCCCCCCAACAUGCGUGACGACAUGGCUGUGAAAGCCCACCGGGUUGCUCCGAUCAACUACAUUCAAAAGGCAACCAAGCAGGCGGAAAGUAUGUCUCAGUCCUUCAAGACCAAGGCGUACCAUUUUAGCAACGAAGUGAUGACCGACAUGCGGAAGACUCCGAUCAAACCGAUCCUGAAAAAUGCCUAUGGCCACCAGGUUCCGGUUGAGCCUGCCGUUGUCCCGGCAGCUCCAGCCCCCCCAACCAGCAAUGCCCAGGCCUACCGAGAGGAAUCGAGGGUGUCCCAGUACGAGCAAUGCCUGGAAACCUGCUACCGCAGCUACCGAGAGUUGCGCCCAAAGGUGAACAAUCCGGAGCGUUUGGAUCACAACGGGUUCCAGGAGCUGUCGCGGUAUUCCGACCAAAACGACUUCAGGCGCACUUCCUAUCAAUCCAUUUGCUUAAUCCAGACCUCGGAAGUGCAACAACAACACGGCGGUUACAUUCAACAGACGUCGACACCGGCCAUCACGUCGGCUCCCCAGACGCCAUCCGCCACCCAGCAGUUCCAGUCAAGCUACGUGAUGCAGUCACCCGGCAUUCCGGCCGACGCGUCACCACCGGUGUUCGAACAGAUCUUCAAGAACUCCCGCUUCGCCCAAGGUGGCAAUGCACUGUUCGAAGGCAAACUCAAAGGUAACCCUAAGCCCGAGGUUUCCUGGACUCGAAAAGGCGCACCACUUCUCGAUUCCACGAAACAUAGGCUCAGUUACAAUCCAGCCACCGGUGUAGUUUCACUGCUGAUCAACCAGAUUGGCCCCGGCGACGAGGGAGAAUACACCUGUAAAGCUAGGAAUGCCGUGGGUGAAGCCAUCUGCUCGGUGUUCAUUCAGCCAGAAGGUAUGCCGGCUCCGCAGUUCCAACAGGUCAAACGGGAACAGCAGCAGAUCAUUCAACAGAAACAAGUUACCACGCAGCAACAGCAGCAGCAGCAGCAGUACACCAACGGAUAUACGCACAUUGAGGAAGAGUUUAAGGUCGAUACUUUCGAGUAUCGAUUGCUGCGGGAAGUUUCCUUCCGUGAGUCGAUUACUCGUCGCUACGCCGGUGAAACUGACGCUCAGUUAAUCACUACCGUUGAUCGUGCGCUCGGUCCACCUGCACCACCACAGAUCAGUCAGAAACCGAGAAACUCGAAGCUAGUCGAAGGAUCCGAUGCUGUUUUCAGCACUAGAGUUAGCGCCAAUCCGAAACCAAGACUGAGCUGGUUCAAAGAUGGUCAACGCAUCAUCCCGUCCGCUGACAAGUACGACAUCAGCUACUCGAACCAGCAGGCUACGUUACGCAUCAAACAGGUCAACUCGAAGGAUUCCGGCCACUACACGUUGCUGGCCGAGAAUAUCCAGGGUUGCCAGGUGUCGUCCGCUAUUCUUGCCAUUGAACCUGCACACGAACAGGUCACCGUAGAGAGAAGCAACCAAGAGGUAAUCGAAUCAACGGAAACGACCAAGGCACUAUCGCCGGCAUUUGUUACGUUGAUUCAAGAUCAAGAAACGACCGAAGGUAAGAUGGCUCGCUUCGAUUGUCGCGUUACUGGCCGUCCAUACCCGGAAGUAGCCUGGUACAUCAACGGCAAACUCGUCACCGACGAUGCCACACACAAGAUUCUGGUCAACGAAGCUGGUAAUCAUUCGCUGAUGAUCACCAGUACCAAUCGGUUUGAUCACGGUAUCGUUACCUGUGUCGCCCGUAAUAAAUGCGGCGAGAUAGCCGCUCAAGCUAAGCUAGUCGUCUGUGAACGAGAACAGGUGGUGGCACCCAAAUUCAUCGAACGUUUUACAACCGUUAACGUGAAGGAAGGCGAACCAGUUCGUCUGUUUGCCCGUGCUAUCGGUACUCCCGUUCCACGCAUUUCGUGGCAAAAGGAUGGGGUACCGUUGCUCCCCGGUCCAGAUGUGCAAAUUCUUUGGGACGAUAAUGGUUCGACUACGGUUGACAUCCCACGAGCGAAGACGUCGGACGCUGCCUGGUAUCAGUGUACCGCGCAGAAUGUUGCCGGUACCACGGCUACCCGUGCUCGUCUUUUCGUCGAAACUCCGAAGGGACCAGCACCGGAACAGCGCCGUCUCAAUCUACCACGGCCCACCAAAGUUAUCCAGCCUGAACCUGCUCCGGAACCCGAAAUCAUCUUUCUACGUCAUGUUGAACGCGCCGCACCUCAUGUGCCACAGAAGGAGGAAGAUCGCGUCUAUCCACCUCCCAAGUUCACUAUCCCGCUGAACGACGUUGCACAGGUUGAAGGCGGCAAGGUACAUUUUGAAGCCCGCAUCGAACCCGUCUCCGAUCCGACGAUGCACGUCCAGUGGUUCAUCAAUGGAAACUUAAUUCAAGCAAGCUCCCGUGCCAAUACGACGUUCCAGUUCGGAUACGUUGCACUGGACCUGCUGAGCAUUGUCCUGGAGGAUAGUGGAGAGUACACGUGCCGCGUGUCUAGCUCAACCGGUGUGGCUGAGUCACGUGCUAUGCUGAGCGUUCAGCCCAAACCUCCGAUCGAACAACAAUCUCAACAUCCGUCUGCCCUAGAGCAGAUGCAAAACCUCGAAGAUUACAGCAAAUACGUUCGCACCGAGAGUAUUGAGGAAGUGAUCAACCAGAAGCCAGCUUUCACUCGCCCACUGCAAGACUUGGGCCAGUUGGAAGAGGGCAGAAAUGCUCAUUUUGAGGCUCAAAUCACACCGGUGAGCGAUCCAACAAUGAGAGUAGAAUGGUACAAGGACGGUCGCCCGAUAACGGCCAGCUCCAGAAUUACCGCUAUCUUCAACUUCGGUUAUGUCUCCUUGAAUAUUAUGCACCUUCGAGCGGAAGAUGCAGGCACCUACACCGUGCGUGCCGUAAACCAUAUCGGUGAAGCGAUCAGCACGUCCCAAAUUACUGUCAUCAGCAAGGCUGCUGUUACGGGAGAUUUGGGUAUUGCUGAGCAACAGAAUUAUAUCCAAAAGGUGGAAGAAUUGGAACAGUAUCAGAAGUACCAGAACAUGAAAUUCUACGAGGAAACUCCGGAGAGUACCCAGCGUCCGGAAUUCAAAGCUCCCAUUACCGAUCAGUUGAACAUCCGUGAAGGUGGCUUUGCUCAUUUCGAGGGCCGUUUGGAACCAGUCAGUGAUCCUACGCUUCGCGUCGAAUGGUUGAAGGAUGGUCACCCGAUCGAGGCCAGCUCACGUAUUACAACUUUCUGUAACUUUGGUUACGUCGCGCUGACCAUCAAACAGGUCACGAUUCACGAUGUUGGUUAUUAUACUUGCCGUGCCUACAACUCCUUAGGCGAAGCUCACGUCAGUGGUAAAUUGACGGUCGUUACUCGUCAGGAUAUCAUCGUAGAUUCGCAAACCAGCCAUAUGGGCAUGGAGAAGAUUCAAUACUUGGAAGAUGCAUCCAGAUAUACUCGCUCUACCCACGAGGAACAACAAAUUAUUUCAACUCCACCACGCUUCUUGGGUCCACUGAAGGCUACCAACAAAAUUGUCGAGGGACAGCGUGCUCAUUUCGAGGCCCGCUUGGAACCCCAGUCCGAUUUGACGAUGCGUGUCGAAUGGUAUCACAACGGGCGCCCGGUAAUGAGUGCUAACCGUAUUCAGACCUAUCACGACUUCGGAUACGUGGCGAUGGAUAUCCUAGAUGUACGCGGCGAAGACUCCGGAACCUACACGUUGGUCGCUACAAACAGCGCUGGACAGGCUCAACUGGAUACCCAGAUGAUCGUCGAAACUCGGUCAGCCAUCGAUACGACAAGCAUGCAUCAUGUUGUUGAGCGCACUCAUCAAAAGCAAGAAACUGAAUUCGUCGAACCGCAGUACCAAAUUGAGGAACUGUGCAAGUCGAAACCUAUCUUCAUCCAGCCACUGUCGGAUCCACAGCCUAUCGGAGAAGGUCGCAACAUUCAUCUAGAGUGUAAACUGGAACCCCUAGGCGAUCCAACCAUGCGCGUUGAAUGGUUCCAAAAUGGCCGCCCGAUAACGAUUGGUUCCCGUUUCAAGACCUACUACGAUUUUGGUUUUGUGGCUCUCGAUAUUCUUCACUGUACGGCACUGGACUCCGGAGAGUACACCGUCCGUGCCACAAAUCAACUCGGAAGCUCACAUACUUCUGCCUGCGUACGUGUUAUCACCCGUUCGGACAUUAUAACUGACUCACAAAGUGAAAUGACCGCCGAACAGCUUCAGUAUCUGGAAGAUGGACGUCUGCGUCGUGAUGUUCUCGAAGAUAUCACCGUCAUGUCGCCGCCACAGUUCGUCCGUCCAUUGCACAACAUUGAGACGCACGAGGGAACUAACAUUCACUUGGAAUGUCGUCUGCAGCCGGUCGGUGAUCCUUCUAUGCGCGUCGAUUGGUUCGUCAAUGGACACCCCGUCAAGAUCGGUCACCGUUUCCGUCCAGCCUAUGAGUUCGAUUACGUUGCUCUCGAUUUACUCGGUGUUUACGCUGCAGAUUCAGGUGUGUACACCUGCCAGGCUCGUAACUCUCUCGGCGAAGCCGUCACAUCUUGUUCGGUCCGAAUUGUGGCCAAAAAAGAUCUUAUCCUAGAGACACAGUAUCCAGCAGGUCUUGAAAAAUUACAAUAUCUAGAGGACAUUUCGCGCUAUCGUAAAACCGAAUUCGUAGAUGAAAUUGUGAAUGUAAAACCACGAUUUGUAACACGUCCGAAAAAUAUUGACCGUGCUUUGGAGGGAGGACAUGCCCACUUCGAAUGCAAGCUAGAGCCUGUUACGGACACGAAUUUGAAGGUCGAAUGGUACAAAAAUGGUCAUCCAAUAACCAUCGGGCACCGGUUCCGACCAAUUCAUGAUUUCGGUUAUGUUGCUCUUGAUAUUGUGGACUUGAUUGCCGAGGAUUCGGGAACCUACAUGUGCAGGGCCGUUAACCUGGUCGGUGUAGACGAAGUAGCCGUCCAGUUGAUCUGCCGUGGAUCCCAACAGAUCUUGACCACCACUCAGAACGAACUGGGUCUGGAACAGAUUCAAUACUUGGAAGAAAAAGCGAAACAUCAACGUUCCGAUUAUGGUGAUGAUAUGCCAUCGCAGGCUCCAACUUUCACAACUUCAUUGAAGCAUAUUGAGAUCAAGGAAGGUCAAAGGGCUCACUUCGAGUGCCGUCUUAUCCCAGUUUCGGACUCCACACUUCGCGUCGAAUGGUACCACAACGAUGCUCCAGUGAAAUCUGGUUCUCGUUUCACCGAAACCAAUAAUUUUGGAUUCGUUGCACUGGAUAUUAUGGGAUGUUUGGCUGAGGAUUCCGGUACGUACACUUGCCGUGCAGUAAACGCCCUCGGUGAAGCCGUCACUUCGGCUGCUUGUGUUGUCCACACGCGUAAGAGUAUCUACUCUGAGUCACAGCACGAACAUGCUUUGUCAAGCUUACGUUAUUUGGAAGAUAGUUCACGCUAUCAACGGGAAACGGAAGUCGAUGAGAUUAUCACUCAAGCCCCAGUGUUUACUCUACCGGUGAAGGAUGUAAAGGUUGCCGAAAAUCAAGCCGUUCAUUUUGAAGCUCGAUUGAUUCCAGUUGGAGAUCCCAAAAUGCGCGUUGAGUGGUUACGAAAUGGAGUUCCCAUCGAAGCAUCAAACCGUAUCACAACGAUGCACGAUUUCGGGUACGUUGCGUUGAAUAUGAAGUAUGUCAAUCCGGAAGAUUCAGGAACGUACACAUGCCGCGCAACCAAUGAUCUAGGUCAGGCCGUAACCUCUGCCAAGCUAAUGGUUCAAUCUAAGGCUGCCCUUGACUUGGAAACCCAAAACGAAAACGCACUGGAAAAGAUUCAUCAACUGGAAGAUGCCGUUCGUUAUUCGCGCAAGGAAGAAGAAGAAUUUGUUGUCACACAAAAACCCAAAUUCACUACAAAACUGCAUGGACCGACCAAUUUGGUGGAACAGCAAAGUGCCCAUUACGAAUGCCGUAUCGAACCGUAUCCGGAUCCGAACUUGAAGGUCGAAUGGUUCCAUAACGGUCAACCACUGACCACUGGACAUCGAUUCCGAACUACCUACGAUUUCGGAUUCGCAGCACUCGAUGUACUUACCGUGUACGCCGAAGAUUCCGGAGAAUACACCUGUCGAGCCACCAAUUAUCUCGGUUCGGAUACUUCUUCGAUCACUUUGAAUGUACAGUCCCGUGCAGGAAUCGUUCGUGACACCCAGCAUGAAGGUGCCUUGGAGAAGAUUCAAUAUCUGGAAUGCGAUGCACGCUACGGACGUAAGUCUGACGAAGAACACUUUAUCGCUGAGAAACCACAGUUCGGUCGUCCACUGAAGAAUGCCAGCGUCGCAGAAGGAUUACCAGUUCACCUGGAAGCCACACUCACUCCGGUCAACGAUCCGACGAUGAAAGUUGAAUGGUACUGCAAUGGACGUCCGAUUCAACAGGGCCAUAGGUUCAAGACAACUUACGAUUUUGGUUUUGUUGCUCUCGACAUUCUGUACGCACACGCUGAGGACACUGGUACCUACAUGUGUAAGGCGAAGAAUGCGGUUGGGGAGGCUGUUACGACAUGCGCUGUUAAAGUUACAGCAAAUGCUGGAUUAUACUUAGAGACAUUGGAUGAACAGCGUUUGCAGAAGAUCAAAGAAUUGGAGAGCUACCAGAAACCACAGACCCCGGAGAUUGAGCAGGCUAAACAAAAGCCGGUAUUCCUCACACCGUUGACGAAUCUAGAGAACUUGAAGGAAGGUGACUAUGCCCAUCUCGAGUGUCGCGUUGAACCUAUCAACGAUCCAAACUUAAAGAUUGAAUGGUUCACCAAUGGAAAAUCCAUUCGAGCUGGUCAUCGAUUCCGUACAACUCACGACUUCGGUUACGUUGCCUUGGAUAUUCUGUACGCCUACGGUGAAGAUAGUGGUACCUACAUGUGUAAGGCAACCAAUUUGGUUGGCGAAGCUGUCAGCACAUGCAACAUUCGGGUAGUGAAUAAGCGCAGUAUCAUUUUCGAUUCGCAGCACCCCGAUGGUUUGGAGAAAAUCCAGAAACUUGAAGCACAAGCUCGUCCAUCACGUUUGGAGCUUCAGGAACCCGAAAUUGUUGCGCCCCAUUUCGUUACCGAGCUUCGUGGUACCACUGAGAUCAACGAAGGGCAAACUGCUCACUUUGAAGCCCAAGUUGUACCGAUUCAUGAUCCGAAUCUUCGCAUCGAGUUCUAUCAUAACGGAAAACCUCUGCAGUCCGCUUCUCGAUUCCACAUCACCUUCGAUUUCGGAUAUGUCGCUCUCGAUAUACAGCACGUUGUUCCCGAGGAUGCUGGAGAGUACACCGUGAAAGCAAUCAACGCCAAGGGUCAGUGCAAGUCGUCCAUCAAAAUGCAAGUCACUGCAAAGGGAUCGAUCAUUUCGGACAGCCAACAUCCCGAAGGUUUGGAUAAAAUUAAACAACUGGAAGGUGCAGCUCCAUUCAGGCGGCCAGAAAUUCAAGAUGCCGUCACGAAGCAGAGACCUGUGUUUACUCAACCAUUGCAGAAUAUUGACUUCAUCGCGGAAGGACAAACCGCCCACUUCGAGUGUCGUCUUAUUCCAGUUGGUGAUCCAAAUCUAAAAGUAGAAUGGUACAGGAAUGAAAAGCCACUGGAAGAUAGCUCACGUAUCACGAAACAACACGAUUUUGGAUUCGUAUCGAUGGAUCUUUCCCAUGUUCGCGAGGAAGAUGAAGGUGUCUACAUGUGCCGUGCUAUCAAUCCGCUUGGUGAAGCUGUGACAACAGCUUCCAUGAGAAUCCGUACCAAGGCAAGCAUUCAGAUGGACACGCAGCAUCCAGAAGGUAUGAAGAAAAUCAUUCAACUUGAGCAACCACAUGCUCCACGACCUGCGGAACAGGAAGCUGGAUUUGAAAAACCUAUCUUUACCCAACUGUUGACCGGUCCAUCAGAACUAUGGGAAGGACAGCACGCUCACUUUGAAGCCCGCGUUGUCCCUGUAGGUGAUGCAAGUAUGAAGUACGAGUGGUAUGUAAAUGGUGUUGAGCUCAAACUUGGAUCACGUUUCCGCACUACUCAUGACUUCGGUUUCGUCACUCUGGAUAUCAACUCGACCGUGGCAGAAGACUCCGGUGUCUACAUGUGCAAGGCAAUCAACAAAGCUGGUGAGGCUGUCUCUUCAACUAUGAUGAAGGUCAAGUCGAAGUCUUCCAUUGCUGGUGAACCAUUGUUGCCAGAAGCAUGGGAGAAGAUUCAGCUCAAGGAAGCUGCCAUGAACCGAGUACCAGACAUGUUCGUCGAUACUACUCCGCAACAGGCACCUGUGUUCACGACCCAUUUGGAAAGCCACGAUAAACUACAGGAAGGUCAACAUGUUUACUUGGAAGCUCAAGUCGAACCCCGUGCCGAUCCGAAUCUCAGAAUCGAAUGGUUCAAAAAUGGUAUGGCGAUCACAACCGGAGCUAGAAUUCGUAGUACUUUCGAUUUCGGUUUGGUUACAUUAUCGAUAAACGGUCUUCGCGCCGACGAUUCUGCCAUCUACACUUGCAAAGCCACUAACAACUAUGGUGAAGCUGUUUCCACUGCUACUCUUAAGAUCGAAGGUAGUCACUGGCUUUUGGGAGAUACAUUGCAUCCAGCGUCUGUACAGAAGAUUAGCGAUCUAGAAGCUCCCCGAGCUGGUCACAAAGAUAGUCCCGAGCCACAGUAUGAGUCACCUGUAUUCGUCACCCAUCUGAACAACGUGGAAUGCAAAGAAAAUGAUAAUGUCCACUUCGAAUGCAAUGUUGAACCGUCCAAGGACCCAACUAUGCAGAUCGAAUGGUUUGUCAAUGGUAAACCACUUCCCACUGGAGCUCGCUUCAAGACUACCUACGACUUUGGAUAUGUUUCGCUGGACAUCUCUGGUGCCUACGCCGAAGAUUCCGGUAUAUACACGUGUAAGGCAACCAAUAACAAGGGAACCGCAUCUACGUCUGGAUCGUUACGGUGUACCAGCACCACAACUAUGUAUUUGGAUACCCAACACCCGCAAGGUAAAGCAGGAUUGGAUGCCGUACAAGAUGCGGAAGCUGCUUUGGCUAAUCGUUACAAACGCCAAGAUUCGAAACCAGAAGCUGCAUAUCCAAAACCAAAAUGGGUGGUAGAGUUGCAAUCCGAGUUCCGUCUCAACGAAGCAGAAUCUCUUCAUUUGGAAGGACAGGUUGAACCGAAAGAUGAUCCGAAUCUCAAGAUCGAGUGGUACUUCAAUGGAAAGGUUCUUGCUCAUGGAUCUCGGUUCAAGAUGACUAGCGACUUCGGUUUCGUUACACUGGAUUUGACCGAGGUGUACGAAAGAGAUCAAGGCAUCUAUACUUGCAAGGCUUUCAAUAAAUCCGGAGAAGCGUUCACAUCGUCGACCAUCUACUGUGUCACAAAGGAGAGUCUAAUCGAACGUACACAACACCCGAAAGGUACCGAAGGUCUGGAGAAGAUCCAGGAUUUGGAAGAAUCGCUUCGAAGACAAGCAGCCGGAGAAACGGAAGCAGAUGCUGGUCAUGCACCGAAGUUUACCUCAGAAUUUAUUUCCGUUGCAAAUAUUCGUGAAGGUGAGAUCGCACACUUCGACGCUACGCUGAUCCCGACCGGUGAUCAGACAAUGGUCAUCGAAUGGUUCUACAAUGGUAAACAGUUGGAAGCAAGCCAUCGUGUACGAACCGUUUACGCCUUUGGAAUGGUGGUGCUUGAAAUUUUAGGUACGAAGAUUGAAGAUUCCGGAACUUACAGCUGUAAAGCCACUAACAAAUGGGGAAGCGCUGAGAUCAGUGUAGAACUAGAAUGUGUUGAUAAGUCUGCUGGUCAGAAACCACGUUUCACAAGCCAGAUUCAGAACUUGGAGGGUUUGAAAGAUGGUCAAUCCGCUCACUUUGAAUGUACGUUGGUUCCAGUGAAUGAUCCCGAGCUCGUUGUCGAAUGGUUCCACAAUGGCAAGCCGUUGCGUCACUCGAACCGUAUCAAACCAGUGUCCGACUUCGGAUAUGUUCUGCUGGAUAUUGCCUAUGUACAAAGUCAUGAUUCGGGAGAAUACAUGUGUCGUGCAAGCAAUAAAUAUGGAGAGGACACAACACGCGCAACUCUACGGUGCUUCGGUAAGGGAGGAGUAUACUUGGAAUCAUUGCAGCCCGAUUCAUUGGCUAAGAUUCGUGAGCUCGAGAGCCAUGCUGGUAUGAAACCAACUGCCGCUGGAUCUCCCGUUGGAGAAGCACCUCGUUUCAUCACGAAGAUCUCGGAUGUCACUAAACUGGUAGAAGGACAGAGUGCACACUUUGAGGCUAGACUAACUCCAAUUACCGAUCCCGAUCUAGUGGUGGAAUGGUACUGGAACGGACAGAAACUACCCCAUGGCCAUCGUUAUCGUACGUUCCACGAUUUCGGAAUUGUCAUUCUCGACAUUCUGUACUGUUACGAAGAGAACUCCGGUGAGUUCGAAUGUCGGGCAACCAACAAAUAUGGAUCGGAUAGCACCAAAGCGACAUUGAAGUGCGUGUCGAAGGCUAAUUUGAUUCUAGAUUCGCAACUGCCACGUGGAAUGGAAGGAGGGCUGGAAAAGAUUCAAACGCUGGAAGAUUCUUUGAUUCGCACUCGCGAUGAACGUGAGCGUGUCGAGGGUGGACGUGCUCCCAUGUUUACCGUUCCGUUAUCGAACAUUGAAAGCUUACGGGAAGGUGAGUCCGCUCACUUUGAAGGUAAACUUACUCCAACCGACGAUCCCAGACUCAAAGUCGAAUGGUUCUGGAACGGUAAACCGCUCAAGACUGGAUCGCGUUUCCGCACAUUCUGCGACUUUGGAUUUGUUAUUCUGGAGAUCUCUCCCGUAUACCCAGAAGAUUCCGGAGAGUAUUCGUGUCGUGCCACCAAUGAAUACGGAGAGGCUGUUACGACGGCUUCGAUGAAGGUACAGGGCAAGCGUAGCAUAAUUCUGGAAUCACAGCUGCCGAAAGGAAUGGAAGGUACUAUCGAAAGAAUUGCUGAACUCGAAGGACUUGGAAUUCCUCAGGGUGGUCUUUCACCGGAUGACGAUUCUGGUAAACCACCAGAGUUUAUAACUACCCCGUCGGAUCAAACUCUUACAGAAAACUCAUUGGCACACUUCGAAUGUCGUUUGACACCAAUCAACGAUCCGAGCAUGCGUGUCGAAUGGUAUCACAAUGGAAAAGCUCUGUGGGCCGGGUCACGUAUCAAGACGAUCAAUGAUUUUGGAUUCGUUAUUCUGGAGAUCGCUGGUUGCUACCAGCGAGAUUCUGGUCUGUACACGUGCAAAGCCACCAACCGUCAUGGAGAGGCUACAGUAUCGUGUAAAUUGACAGUUCGUGGUCGCCAAGGUAUCAUUAUGGAACCACAGCUUCCGUCCAACUUCCGCACAGGCACAGAGAGUAUUCAGAAGCUUGAAGAGCAAUUGCACAAACGGGAAGAACUGAUGGCCGAGGAGGACGAGGGUCGUCCACCGAAGUUCAUCGUUGAAAUUAAGGACAACGAUGACAUCGCCGAAGGUGGACCAGUUCACUUCGACUGCCGUGUUGAACCGGUUGGAGAUUCGUCGAUGAGAAUCGAUUGGUACCACAAUGGAAAACCUUUCGCUACAGGAUCUCGAGUGCACAUGUUGAAUGAUUUCGGUUUUAUCGCCUUGGAUAUGGAUUACGCUUAUGUGCGUGACUCGGGAGUUUACGAGUGUCGCGCUACGAACAGAUGGGGAACCGCGUCCACAACGGCUAAGGUAACUGUAGUUUCUCGCGGUGGUAUUGUCUUGGACUCACAAUUACCGGAGGGUAUGACUGCUUCCAAACUAAAGGAAUUAGAGCGUGGAAAGGUGACUUUGAUUACACAGGAUGAACGUGUCUUUGGCCCGCCGAAGUUUGUGACUCAUAUUCAGUCUACGACCGUCGACGAAGGUGACACUGUUCGUUUCGAAUGCCGUGUGGAGCCGAAGGAGGAUCCUAAGCUGCGUAUUGAAUGGUUCCGAAAUGGGAAACCAUUACCUAGCGGUCAUCGUUACAGAACCAUUUACGAUAUGGGUUUCGUCUCUUUGGAUAUUCUGUCGGUUUACGUUGAGGAUGCCGGUGAAUACGAGUGCCGUGCGUUCAACGAACAUGGCGAAGAUGUUACCAAGGCACACGUAAGCUGUAAGAAGCUUCCGUCGAUUGUGCUUCAGAACCAAAUUCCCAAGGGAAUGCAAAAGUCGGAAACUUUGAUGCAGAUGGAAGCAACUAUCAAAAAGUACACCGAAGAGAUCUUCCUCACCGAGGAUGAUCUGUUCGAUCCGGAUCGCAAGCAGCCUCCACGAUUCGUAACGCAGAUCAAGGACCAGCUAACGUUGAAGGAGAUGCAAGCUACCAAGUUCGAAUGCCAGCUGGCACCAGUCGGUGAUCCGAACAUGAAGGUGGAAUGGUUCUACAAUGGCAAACCGUUGCCAUACAAGAAUCGCUUUACACCGAUCUAUGACUUUGGCUACGUUGCGAUGAAUUUCGCCUGGAUCUAUCCGGAGGAUAGCGGCGAAUAUUUGUGCCGUGCAACAAAUCUGUACGGUAUGGAUGAAACGCGCGCUACGAUUAAAACUACCGGCAAACCAGGAAUUAUCUACGAUUCGCAGCUGCCGAAGGGUAUGAAGAGUAUCCAGAAGAUUCGAGAAAUGGAAGCAUUGUGGAACUUGAAUAUACCGGAGGUUGUCGACGAAACUCAGAAACCAAAGAAGGAACCAGCGUUCGUCAGUCAUCCAGAGUCGAUCGAAGUCGAGGAAGGCGAGUGGGCCAGAUUCUGCUGUCGUGUCACCGGUCAUCCAAAACCAAGAGUUAUGUGGCUCAUCAAUGGACACACUGUUGUCAAUGGUCAACGCUACAAACUCACGUACGAUGGUAUGUACCACUUCGACAUCCCGAAAACCCGACAGUACGACACCGGAAAGGUAGAAGUCAUCGCCCGUAGUUCUGUUGGUGAAGCGAUCGCAACUUGCGAGUUGAAGAUCACACCACGCCACGACGACUACCGUGGAGUGUUGAAGAACUCUCCAAGACCCUGGUACGAUUACGAUCUGGUCGCCUAUCAGAAGAGUCGUCUCGAGACCGAUCUGGAGAUUACACUGCAAGAGGAAACCAAGAAGAAGCGGAAAGGUCUGAAAACGCAGCACCUCAAACCGAAGGACAAAAAGGACGGUGAAACGGAAUGGCAAAAAACGGUUAAGAAGAAGAAGAACGAGGAGUAUUACAACAAGCUCGCUCAGGUUGAGAACGAACAGGUAGUGAAGGAACAAAGACUACGCGAAGAAAAGCACCAGUUUGCAAUCCCUGGCGAGAAGGUCGUCGGUCAAUCACUGGCCAAGGGUAUGGCUUCUGCGUACGAAGAAACUUUAGAGGAAACCAAGGACUCGGAAACUUUGGAAAAAUCUACGGUGGAAAGGAAAAAGAUCAUUCCUGAACCGUCGGAAACUUCGGUCCAAGGCAAAGAGAUUCACGUUAGCCAGCAGAAGCAAACCCAGAAAGAAGUAUACGAUGAUAAGGAGAUAAUUCGUAAGAUAACUGCAACGGAAACCACUGAGGUUGAACACAAGGGCACUACUCAGGAGCGCAUAGUGGAGGGACCAGUCAAACCGGCCACUCCACCUGUGUUCACCAAGAAAAUUCAGCCAUGCCGUGUAUUCGAAAACGAACAGGCACGAUUUGAUGUGGAAUUCGAUGGAGACCCAAUGCCUACGAUCAAAUGGUUCCGCGAAAACUUCCAGAUUAAUAACUCGUCCGACUUCCAGAUCCACACUUUCGGAACAAAGUCCGUUCUGAUCAUUCGUCAAGUCUUCGUGGAAGAUUCGGCAGUUUUUGCGGUAAUUGCAGAGAACCGCGGAGGAACUGCCAAAUGCAGUGCUAAUUUGGUCGUUGAACACCGCCGUCAGCAUGGACGUGGAGGAGUUAUUCCACCCAGCUUUGUCAACACUAUUUCGGACACUGCCGUUACAGCCGGCCAGUUGGCUCGCUUCGAUGCCAAGAUCUCGGGAACUAAACCGCUCGAUGUUUACUGGUUGAAGAAUGGUCAAAAGAUUUCGCCAAACAUCAAGUACAAGAUUUUGGAAGAGGACAACAAUUACACACUGUUGAUCAUUGAAGCCUACGCCGAAGAUGGCGGAAAGUACGAAUGUGUUGCCAUCAAUAGUGCUGGAGAAGCCCGUUGCGAUGCGGUGUGCAACGUUGACACUCCGGAAACUCAUAUCAUUGAAAAACCGGCCACUCCCGGAACGGAGCGUCCACCGAAUCUGAUCGAACCACUGAAGGACAAAUCCGUUCCGGAAGGUCAAUCCGUUGAGUUCCGUACACGGGUUACCGGAAAACCCAGCCCAGUCGCUCAGUGGUUCAAGGGUGACAAACAGAUCAAGCCAUCUAAGUACUUCCAGAUGACUAAAGAUCGCGAUUCGUUCACCCUGAUCAUCACCGAAGCUUUUCCGGAGGACGAAGGCGAAUAUCUGUGCAUAGUAUCGAAUGCUGGAGGCGAAGUGCACACCACGGCCAGCCUGAAGGUGGUUACGCCCGGCAUGCAGGAUGCCGCUCCGAAGCUAACCGAAAUGAAGGACUGCCUCGUGGACGAAGGCGCACCGGCCCAGUUCAAAACGCAAAUCCUCGGCAAACCGUCGAAGGUGACGGUACAGUGGCUGCGCGAAGGUUUGCUGAUACCGGAAUCGCCUGAUUUUCAGAUGAUCACCGAAGGCACCAAUGCGGUCCUGCUGAUAGGAACGACGUACGAGGAGGAUUCCGGUCUCUUCACCUGCCGAGUAACGACCUCUGCCGGCCAAGUCGAAACAUCCGCCAAACUGAUAGUCAAAAGGCGUCGAAAGCAACUCAAGCAGGUUUACGCGACCGACGGAACACUGGUUCAGCAAGAUGUAACCGAUCAGUACCAGUCCCAACAGCAAACGACGCAAUCCCAUCAAACGGACCAACUCUAUCAGAACGGUCAGUACGAGAGCAGUAGCCAGGAGGAAUACGAUACAGAAUUCGUUCCUCAAGGUGACGAAAGUCUACCUUGGCGAAAAUCUCGCAGUAAUUUGCGAACAUCUGUUGCACCAUGGCGUCGUGUCUCGCAGGAUCGGCGUGCUUCACAGGACCGUCGGACAUCACGAGAUCGUUCGCUAUCGGUUGACAAACGGGAAGAGGUGAAACCUUGGACCGAACAGGUAGUAAAACUGAAGAAAACUGCUGUGCCAGUUAAAAAAAUCGAAAAAGAAAAACUAGAGACAGUACAACUAAAACCAACUCAGAUUCAGAAAACCAAAAUCCAAAAGGAACAACUGGAAACGGUUGAGCUACGUUCAUUAAAGAAAGAGCUUUUGUCGUCGGAAAUAACCGAACAGAAGAUGGAAGAAAUGGUCGAAUCAAUCAUCAACGAAGACAGUACGAUGGAAAAGUUGAGACAUGUAGAAGACAUUUCUAUUCUAGAGAUGACCAAACAGGUUGACGAACUGAUACGCAAGGAAACUAAAAAAGCCGUUCCCUGGAGUCGUGGUAAGAAGGAUGAAAUAGAACUACUGAGUAAACAACAGUACGUUGAAACGGAUGAAAGUACUUUGUUGAAAUUGGACAAGCAAGAUGAAACAAUCGAACGGUCAAAGCAGCAAAUGGAACUUGAAAUCAAUCAACAAGAGGGUGUUGCCUGGCGACGGGGCAAAAAAGAACCAUUUACCGAAACAGAAGACUCGACUACGCUAAAGAUAGCGGAAACAGAGGAACAGCACGAAGAACUGAGAAAAACUGAAGAAAAACCCGUGGCUUGGAAACGAGGCCCUAAGAAAACCCCAAAACAAACUGUAACGGAAACUGAAGAUUCUUCACAUCUGACGGUACAGCAAACCGAAGAACAAGAAGAAAAUGAACCCAUUCCAGAACCGGUUGCUUGGAAACGGGGACCAAAGAAGCCUCAACAACCUGAAGCAGUUGCGCAAAUACCGGAACCUAAGUCUGAGGAAGCACAAUUACCACCAUGGAUGCGCAACCGGAAACCAGGACCGAAACGGGAAAUACCCAAAGCUUCAGAACCAGAAAAAAUAGAACAAAUAUCUUUGAAACCAACACCUAAAACAAAGAAAGAAAUUCCCAAGGAAACCAUCGAGGAGGUAAGCCUUAAACCAGUUCCGAAGAAACCAAUUGUUCAGGAAAUAACCCCGGAGGAAACUGAGACUUCAGAUCUCAAAUCGUUCAAACCAGCAAAAUUAAAAGAACUGAGCCCACGUGAGGAAUUGGAAGAAGUGCAAAAAAUAGAGAUCGAAGAAGUUCCAAAGGAACCGGCACCACAAUUAAUUGAACUUCCUGUUUUACCGGAUGACAAACCGGAAGCUGUAGCCACAGAAGCCGAACAGCCCUCUUGGCGACGUGCUCAAAAAGAAAAACCGGUCGAGGAUAUUCCAGAGGAAAAACAAUGGCCAAGAGGCAAACGGCGUCCAUUGCCAACGGAACCUACGGAAGAGGUGACCCUGAAGCCAAUUCCCAAACCACAGAAAGAAUUGGAACCUCAACCGGAUAUACCCCUCAAAAUUGAUUCCAAAUCAGUUCCGAAAGUGAUCCCCACAGAUGACCGUGACACGGAAGUGAAAUUCAAACCAACCGAAAUUAAAGCAGAGCAGGAGGAAGUCCCAUCUGAAAAACAGGCAGCAGAUGACGAGUCUCAUCUACCUCCAUGGAGACGAGGAAAGAAAAUGACUCCUAAGCGAGUGAUUCCUCAGGAACCAGAACAAGCGGUUAUUGAGAAAGUUAUGCUGAAGCCCACACCUCGCCAGAAGAAGGAAGUCGCUAAAGAAACUUUGGAAGAGGUUACUUUGAAACCCGUUCCCAAGAAAACUGAGACGAUUGAAAUUGAACCCGAACCAACGGGCAUGACGACAAUUAAGCCAAUAGAUAAACCAUUUGAACUAAGCCCUGCUGAAGAACGCCAAACAUUGGAAGUUCAAAAAGUGGAUCAUGUAGAAGAGCAAUCAGAAGAGGAACAGAUUCUUCCACCUGUUCCUGUAUCAGAGGAGUUAUCGACAGAAGAAUCGGUUGAAGUAGUGCAACCAUCCCGGAAGAAAACCAAAAAACCCAAACCAGUUUCAGAGGAACCCGAGGAGAAGAAAUGGCCUACGGGAAAAAGGAAACCGCGUCCAGAAGAAUCUGAGGAAGAAAUUAAUCUGAAACCAAUACCAAUCAAGGAACAAGAGGAGGAACCAAAACCAACACAGCAAUACGAAAUUAAGUCAGCUCCAGUUCCGGAAUUACAAGAAGUCGUACCACCAGUAGAGGACGAGUCACAUCUACCACCAUGGCGACGUGGUAAGAAACCAGGCCCGAAGCGAGAGAUUCCUAAACCUGCAGAGCCAGAAACAAUAGAGCAAAUAAAACUAAAGCCUACACCAAAACAGAAGAAGGAGCUCUCAAAGGAAGCCUUGGAAGAAGUAACCCUUAAGCCCAUCCCCAAGGUACCAGAGGUUGAGGAAUCCGUUCUACAUGAGCCGAAAAUCUCUGAAGUAAAGGAAGUUAAAACACCCAAGCCUAGAAAACAUAUUAGCAAAGAAGAUACAGAUAUGUUGGAAAAACCCAGUUUCCCCGAUAUUCCAGAGCCAGAACCGGUGCAACUCGAGGAAGUAGAAAAAAUGUCAGUAGAGUUACCUAAACCUGAGACGCCAGUGGAGGAGCAACCACAAUGGCGAAAAACAAAGAAACCUAAGCCAGUACCAGAAGAAACCGAUGAAAAACAAUGGCCUACUGGUAAACGUCGUCCGUUGCCCGAAGAAACCACGGAAGAAGUUGUAUUGAAACCAAUUCCGAAACCACAAAAAGAAGAUGAACCUAAGCCAACAACAGAAACUACAAUGAAAUCAGAACCAAAUCCUAUUCCUCCCGAGGAAACACCACAAGUCACUCCAUGGCGUCGAAAUAAAAAAGAGAAACCCGUAGAACCUGUGGAAGAAGUUAAGGAGUGGCCAAAGGGCAAACGGCGUCCUCUUGAAGAAGUACCCAAAGAAGAAGUGGUGUUGAAACCAAUCCCCAAACCGAAGAAACCAGAAGAACCACAACCUCCGGAGGAAGUGACACUGAAACCGGUUCCAAAGUGGGAGGCUCCCGAAGAUGUCAAGAUACCGGUUGCGGAAACUCCGGUUAUAGAAGAUCUUCCCAAACCAGCAGAGAAAGUGGAAGAACCAACUCCGUGGCGUCGAGGUAGAAAGGAGAAACCCGUAGAACCUGUGGAAGGAGUUAAGGAGUGGCCAAAGGGCAAACGGUGUCCUCUUGAAGAAGCACCCAAAGAAGAAGUGGUAUUGAAACCAAUCCCUAAACCGAAGAAACCGGAGGAACCACAACCUCAGGAGGAAGUGACACUGAAACCGGUUCCAAAGUGGGAGACUCCCGAAGUAGUCAAGACACCCGUUGCGGAAACUCCUGUUGUGGAAGAGCUUCCCAAACCUGCAGAGAAAGUGGAAGAACCAACUCCGUGGCGUCGAGGUAAAAAGGAGAAACCCGUAGAGCCUGAGGAAGAAGUGAAGGAGUGGCCAAAGGGCAAACGGCGCCCUCUUGAAGAAGCACCUAAAGAAGAAGUGGUAUUGAAACCAAUCCCUAAAUCGAAGAAACCGGAGGAACCACAACCUCAGGAGGAAGUGACACUGAAACCGGUUCCAAAGUGGGAGACUCCCGAAGAUGUCAAGACACCCGUUGCGGAAACUCCUGUUGUGGAAGAGCUUCCCAAACCUGCAGAGAAAGUGGAAGAAUCAACUCCGUGGCGUCGAGGUAAAAAGGAGAAACCCGUAGAGCCUGAGGAAGAAGUGAAGGAGUGGCCAAAGGGCAAACGGCGUCCUCUUGAAGAAGCACCUAAAGAAGAAGUGGUACUGAAACCAAUCCCUAAACCGAAGAAACCAGAAGAACCACAACCUCAGGAGGAAGUGACACUGAAACCGGUUUCAAAGUGGGAGACUCCAGAAGAUGUCAAGACACCCGUUGCGGAAACUCCGGUUAUAGAAGAUCUUCCCAAACCAGCAGAGAAAGUGGAAGAACCAACUUCGUGGCGUCGAGGUAAAAAGGAGAAACCCGUAGAACCUGUGGAAGAAGUUAAGGAGUGGCCAAAGGGCAAACGGCGUCCUCUUGAAGAAGCACCCAAAGAAGAAGUGGUGUUGAAACCAAUUCCCAAACCGAAGAAACCAGAAGAACCACAACCUCAGGAGGAAGUGACACUGAAACCGGUUUCAAAGUGGGAGACUCCCGAAGAUGUCAAGACACCCGUUGCGGAAACUCCUGUUGUAGAAGAGCUUCCAAAACCAGCAGAGAAAGUCGAAGAACCAACCCCGUGGCGUCGAGGUAAAAAGGAGAAACACGUAGAACCUGUGGAAGAAGUUAAGGAGUGGCCAAAGGGCAAACGGCGUCCUCUUGAAGAAGCACCUAAAGAAGAAGUGGUGUUGAAACCAAUCCCUAAACCGAAGAAACCAGAGGAACCACUACCUCAGGAGGAAGUGACGCUGAAACCGGUUCCAAAGUGGGAGACUCCCGAAGAUGUCAAGAUACCCGUUGCGGAAACUCCUGUUGUAGAAGAGCUUCCAAAACCAGCAGAGAAAGUCGAAGAACCAACCCCGUGGCGUCGAGGUAAAAAGGAGAAACACGUAGAACCUGUGGAAGAAGUUAAGGAGUGGCCAAAGGGCAAACGGCGUCCUCUUGAAGAAGCACCUAAAGAAGAAGUGGUGUUGAAACCAAUCCCUAAACCGAAGAAACCAGAGGAACCACUACCUCAGGAGGAAGUGACGCUGAAACCGGUUCCAAAGUGGGAGACUCCCGAAGAUGUCAAGAUACCCGUUGCGGAAACUCCUGUUGUAGAAGAGCUUCCAAAACCAGCAGAGAAAGUCGAAGAACCAACCCCGUGGCGUCGAGGUAAAAAGGAACCUAAACCUAAAGAACCAGAGCCUUUAAUCGAAGAGAUCAAACUCAAGCCUACGCCCAAGCAACACAGGGUCGAAGAAGCUCCCAAAGAAGAAAUUGUACUUAAACCAAUUCCUAAGCAAGAGGCUAUCGUAGAGGAUUACCCACAAAUAAUCGAGCUAAAACCAGCAGAAGAUAAAACUAUAAAAGAGGUUCAAAUUGAAACUGUGGAAGAAGUUGUUACAAAAGUCAAACGUCGUGUGAAAAAGCCUAAAAAACCACAAGAAAACUUUGCUACGGAGAAUGUGGCACCAAUUGAGGAGGCAGAAUUAUUUGAAGAAGAUGAAGAACUUCCACAUGUUGCUGAGACUAUCGCAGAAGUCGUUCCAGAGGAAGUUCUGGAAUUGAUUCCUGAGGAAUUCCCGCUUGAAAAACCAAAGAAGAGAAAAUCUCGUGCCAAUAAACACGUUGUUUUCAAGGAAGAACUCAGUACCUAUGAAAUAGAACCAGAACAGAUUCAGGUAGAUGACGAACAAGAAGAAGAAGAGGAGGUUCAAGUGGUACAAGAAAUUUCACAGACCAGUAUCAAACUGAAACCGACGGAAAUUCCGGAAGUAAAGCCACAGCCACUCGAAGUUGUACCGUCGGAAGAAAUUGUUGAAGAGCAUGCAGAGUUCCGCAAAGAAAUGGAAGUCAAAAUAAAGUCCAACAUUGUGAAGAAGGAAAAGCGGCGACAUUUCGUGGACGAUAGCCAACCGUUGCCAGAAUUGGAAAUUAUUACACAGAAGCGUGUUCAGGAAGUUACGGACAAAGUAGCAGAAGAAAAUGUUCGUGAAGAGCGACGAAUCAUCGAAAGUACUCAGCAAACCAUUGCUGAGACCAAGAUACAAGAAGAGCGAAUUAGAAUUAGCAAACCGAAUGUUAAACCUCCAAACUUCAUCGAUAAACUAAAACCCCAAAUUUGUGAACCGAAUCAACCAGUUGUAUUGCAAUGCAAAAUAGAGGGAAUACCAUUCCCCGAUGUUCACUGGUACUUCAACGAUACAGUCCUGUUCGCCAAUCCCGAGUAUGUGAUGAACAUUGUCGAAGAUGUAGCGUCACUGGAAAUCGCAACCGUAAUGCCGUAUCAUGUAGGUGUGUAUGCCUGUGAAGCGAAAAACAUUGCGGGCGUAGCAACCAGUAAGGCAAAUAUCGUAGUUCAAGAAAAACCGGAAGUGGGAGAAGCUCCAACAUUUAUUACGCCUUUAAAAAUCUCGGUGGAUGAGCAAAAGACUACCGCAACCGUCACCUGUCAGGUGAGUGGUAUUCCAACUCCUACAGUGAAAUGGUUCAAGGACGAAGAAGAAAUUGUGGAAACUGACGAGAUUGAAACUGUCUACGAAAAGAAGACCGGACACAUUAGAUUGGCCGUGAGAAACCCCAAACAAAACGUGCCGGUUAUCUAUACUGUUGAAGCCGAAAACAAAUUCGGAAAAGCUGUUGGUAAAGCAAACUUAUUUAUACAAUCCAUAAUGAUAAUGAAACCGAAGAUUGAAAUGAUCGCUCCCAAGAUCGUUGAGCCUUUGGAAGCUCAAAUUGUGAAAACUGGUUCCACUUUGGUCUUCGAGUGUAGAUUCACAGGUGUUCCCAAACCAACCGUCAAAUGGUUCCGGAAUAGCAAAGAAGUUGUGGAAGAAGAGGAAAUUACAAUUACUACCGAGGAGUAUUACAGUCGAACUGUGAUUCGCAAUAUAACCAAAAAGCGCACAGGAAAAUAUGAAAUAAUAGUGCGCAACGAAGCCGGCGAAGCUAAAUCUUCUGCGUCUGUAGCCAUUUCCGAUUUGCCAGAUAUGGAUGAAGCGAAGCCACCUCGCUUCGUUGCCCCACUUAUUCCAAAGUUGGUAGCAGAAGCAGAAGUUUGCAUCCUUGAGGCUGUAGUCGACUCGUAUCCGACCUCGACGUUCCAGUGGUUCCGAGAGGGCACUGCCAUCAAGUCAACCAAUCAGACGCGCAUAGUAACGGACGAAAAUAAGUCCAUCUUGAUUAUUGAGGUGUUCAAUAGUGAAGAUGCAGGUUCGUACACGUGCCGGGCAGAGAAUGUGGCGGGUUCUGUGACAUCAACAGCCACCGUACAGGUGCUGGAUACUAUCGAAACCGAGGAAGUUACCGAAUACAUAUCACCACGUUUUAUCGAAACGAUAAAACCGACGCGUGUUAUGGAUGGAGAAAAGCUUAUACUGGCCUGUCAAGUUCAGGCAGCACCUCUCCCGAAGGUUCAAUGGUAUCACAACGAGCAACAGAUCAUCGAAACCAAGGAUAAACAGAUCCAACAAGACUCUACUGGUCGGUGUGUACUAACAAUCUCCGAGGUAUUUCCAGAGGACACAGGUGAGUACACGUGCGUAGCGAGCAACAAAUUAGGCGAGGCGGUUUGCAAGACUACAGUGAACGUCGAACCGUUUGAGUACGUUCCCGAUUCGGAACAAUUCCGUAGCUCCGAAGAAGAUUUGUUGACCGACAAGUCUAUCUCAACAUUGGAGGAAUACGCCGAACCGGUCGAGUUCGCACCGCAAAUUGUAAAGGAACUACCACGCGUGGUGAUGUCCCAGGAAAGGGAACUGACCAAGCUGGAAGUGAAAGUUCUGUCACAACCGAAAGCACAAAUUCGCUGGCUCAAGGCGAACGAAGAAAUCAUACCGUCCGAGGAGUUCCAAAUUGAAAACUUCGAGGACGGCACGUCGAUUCUGAUCAUCAACGAUAUCUAUCCGGACGAUUCCGGAACCAUUUCGUUCGAGGCUCACAAUGCCCUGGGAGUUGCCGUAACUACGACCGAGUUGGUAGUGGAAGAAAUCAUGGGAACCAAAACCUAUCGAAAACCGGAAUGGGUGCAAUACAUGGAAGAAAUGAAGGAAGCCUUACAAGAAACACCUGAUAUCCGCGAAGACACAACCACCACGACAGUCACCACAGUCGCUAGCAAGAAAAAACACAAAAAAAUCAAAUCAGAGAAGAUACAGCAGAAAACACACGAAGAAAUAGUCGAAAUCACACAAUCAGAAGAUCAAAGCAUUGUUACGAAAAAACAGAGAUUGCAGCUACACCCACUAAAACCCUUACUGCCGAGCGAGGAGCAGAUGUUGGAUGAUGUAGCUCUAGAAUUCCUGCGGUCACCUACGCGUGAAAUUUCUGAGCUUCCACUUGGAAUAGCCGAAAUAUCCAAUCUGCCGUCGGUACUCACCAUGGCUACCAAUCUCGAGCCGUGCGAACCAAUUCGUUCCACAGCUUCCGUUGACAUAGUUCCCCAGAAAUCCAUGGUCACUGAAGAAAUUCACACCACCGAAAGCGAGUCCGACACGGCGGUACUGGAUAGCAGUAAACUGUCUGCGGUACCCAAGUAUAGCCUAAUCGGUCUUAACGAAUCAGUGCAAGUUUUCGAAGUUCUGUCGGAGGAAAUGCCCCAUGAAACAAGUGCCCAAAAACCGGUAUCCCAUCUAGCCAAAACAGAAUUGAUUCCCACACAAUCCCUACAAAUUAGCGAAUCGAUGACACACGAUUCCCUUUCCGAUCUGUACACUAAAUCUGACGUACCGUCAAGUGCCAAAAUACGAUUGUUCACCCAUGAUGCCAAAAUAGUACAGGAAACAAUUAGCAGUCAAUCGGAGGAAAAUCUGACUCUCCCACAAACUCCCUUAACAACCCGAGCACAUCCUAACGUACUCUCGAAUGAAUCCGUUCAAAUUACAGAAAUUCACAAAGCCGAAAAAGAACAACUUCUCGAUUCACAAACGAAGCUUCCCUCUGUAGUUCCCAAGUACCAGUUUCUACAAUCGGAAUCCAUACAAGCCAGUGAAACCGUUGUGGUAGAUAGUCCAAGUAAAUUCUAUCCGGAGCUAGCGGUUCCCACGGAAACCGCUCGCAAAGUUUUCGUCGAACAAAAAUCGUACACUACACAUGUCCUGAAUGCCCCGGAAAAGGAAGAUAUCUACGUACCUGGUCGUUUGCCACCGGAGCAAAGAGCCGAUGUUCUAUUAUCCACAACGGAAUCACUUCAAAUUGCAGAGCAACCCACCGAAGAGCAUGAAUCCGAGUUGGCGGCAGCACCGGAACCUGUUUCUUACCAAGCCAUGGAUACAAUCACUACCCUAGAAAGCCUAACCACCGAGACUGUUAACGAUAGUCACACAACCAAGCCGUUCGAAACCGAUUCCUACGAAACCAAAACAGCCAACGUGGAUUUCCUCGAACAGACUACGGUAUCCAUUUCGAAGGUAGUCAGUAAUGAGCUAGAAUCAGAACUACCCGCCUUUGAACCGGCAUCCUCUGCGAAAGCCCUUCCGUUACUGUCAACUCUCACCGUUAGUCAAUCGGAAGUGCCAUUUGUUCAUGAGAAGGAAACUCUCCACCAAGGAGCUCCCCGUCCGAAUGAAGCCAUCGCCGAAUCUAAGCUGGAACCGAUGGAGAACAUUGCCGUAACCGAAAUCGAAACAGCGGACGCAGCAGGUCGAUUUUCACCGGAAGCCUUGGAUAGGAGCGAAACAGCCACGACUGGAUUCAUAUUGCGGCAAUCACAUGCCGUUUCCUCUGUGCAGACAAAUGACAAAGAAUCAGCAUUCGAUGGAAAGAUUGACCAAACCCCAGCAUUUGCUACUACUCAGCUCGACACUCAGUACCAGCUAGACGUGAUAACACACGAAACCAGCGAACGAGAAUCUCAUUUUAUGACACAGGAAAAGCCAGCAGAUCAAGUUGCCAAGACUGUCCCUACCGAUAUGUUGAAAUCCGUGCUAGUUCAAGAGACACUAACGAAUGUUUCGGCUACCGACUUCACCAGAUCUUCCCUAAAUAUCUCGGCAGCUUCGAUCAAGACGGAUAAUUUGGAAGAAAAAAUUGUAUCCGAAACCACAAUCUAUGAAGGAUUCCAACGAUACGAGCAAAUACAGCCGGAAACGAAAGUAGCAGAUUCCUCAAUGCAGCCCAACAACGAGCUAGUCGUCACAGAGAUCAUUACAGAGCAGAGGGAGCGUGAUGGAUAUGAUGUUCAAGAGAUCGCAAAAGAUUACAUCGCUAAAGCUGUUCCUACACAUACGUUGAGAAGUGUUCUGGUGAACGAGACUCUUCCAUCUGAGAGCUUAGACCAAGUUACCGAUACUUCUGCUGUAACAUCUCAAGCCACUGUCAAAGACGAACAGUUUGAAGAAACCAUCGUUACAGAGAAUGUACCUCUGGAAGCUACUCAACAUUAUACCACUCCAGAAACACCUGCAUCAAGAUCCGUUGACUUGAGUUUGGAACCUUCUACGAGUUUGGUUGUAACUGAAAUCAUCUCAGAAAUUAAAGAACAAGAGGGUGUCACCGCCACGGAUAUUGCUAAAGACUACGUUGCUAAGGCAUCAACAACGGACGCAUUGAAAUCCGUGAUGAUCGAGGAAGUUCAGUUAUCGAAUCGCACCGCGGAACUGAUUCAACCUGAUGUUAUUUCCUCAUCAGCCGCCGUGAGAACUGACGAACAUGAACAAACUACUGUUUCCGAGGCUCUAAUACUAGAAGACCUAAACCAACUUCAAGAUCACACUAAACCAGAGCAAAAAACAGCCGAACCACUGUUAUCUCCCAGCACGGAACUUACAGUAACCGAGAUAUUCGUAGAACAAAAGGAACGAGAGAGAUUCAACGCAUUGGAAAUCGCCAAAGAUUACGUAGCAGAACUUGUUCCCUCACAACUUCUCAAAUCUGUAGUGGUUGAAACAAUCGAAGCAACUGAUUCACUCGCCAAUGUAUCCAAGGUGCCAAUGAAUGAAUCCACCGCUGUAAUGAAAACCGAUAAGUUCGAGGAGAAGACUAUUAGUGAAACAAUAAUCUUCGAAGGUGUUAAAAAGCACGAGGACUUUGGCUUUGAGGCUCGUCAAGUAGAACCAACGCUGCUUCCAAUUUCCGAACUGGUGAUCACCGAAGUAGUUACUGAACAGCGAGAAAAAGAAGGUGUCGAAGUUGAAGAAAUUCCAACUUCUAACUACUUAGUAAAAGCCACUCCCGCUCAUACAUUGAAAUCGGUAUUGAUUCAAGAGACUCUAGCAUCGGAUGCAGUUGAUCAAAUGAUUCAAGAUACUCCACAAACAGGAGCUGCAAAUGUUAAAAGUGAUCAACUUGAACAGAAAUUCAUAACGGAAACGAUGGUCUACGAAGAACUGCUUAAAGUGCCUGCUGAACAAAAACCAACCGAAAGGCAAGCAGAUCAAACUAUUCAGUUAGUUAAUGAACUGUUGAUUACAGAAGUUUCUCCCGAGGAAAAAGAAAAGGAAGGAUACUCAGUCGUUGAGCUAGCAAAGGACCAUGUAGCAAAGAGUGUAGCAACUGACACAUUGAAAUCACUAACAGUAGAGGAAAUAUUAACCGCGGAAGUUUCCGAGAAAUUCGAAAAACUGGAAACAAUUACUGCUGCGGCUUCAGUCAGAAGUGAUCAACAUGAACAAAAGACAAUUUCGGAAACCAUGACUUACGAAGAUACAACUGCAUAUGAUGCAAUUUCUGAAGCAACCACGAGAAUAGCUGAGAAGAUUGUCGUCCCCAUCAACGAAUUGGUAGUAACCGAAAUAUACCCAGAACAAAAGGAAAGAGAAGGAUACGAUGUCACGGAAUUGGCUAAGGAAAAUAUUGCAAAGACAGUUCCAUCCCACACAUUGAAGUCGAUAAUGGUGGAAGAAGUAUUUUCCUCGGACAACGUUGAUCAACUGCAGAAACUAAAAGAGCUCACGUCAACCGCAGCAAUAAAAAACGAUGGAUUUGAGCAAACGGUUACAUCGGAAACAAUCGUCUACGAGGGUUCACAGUUACUGGUUGAAGAUGAGCAACCAUCGAUGAAAAAGGCAUCGCCAUUAUAUCAACCCAACACUGAGGUCGUCAUAACGGAAGUCAUACCGGAACAGAAGGAAAGAGAAGGAUACAGCGUAGAAGAAAUAGCCAAAGAUCACAUUGCAAAAGCGGUUCCAUCGCAUACUCUGAAAUCAGUUCAAGUUUCGGAAACACUGUCAUCCGAGAAUGUCGAUUUGCUCAUAAAAGAAACGUCAAUAGUUUCAGCUGCUGUUUGCAAAGAUGACAGACUAGAGGAAACGCAUGUGCAGGAAACUGUGACAUUGGAAUCUACCACCAAACUGGAGCAAGAAACCGGACCCGAUCAGAGAACCGCUGAAGCCAUCAUUACUCCGAUCAGUGAGCUCGUAGUCACCGAGGUUGUUACCGAGCAAAAGGAAAAAGAAGGCUUUAGCGUUGAAGACAUUGCCAAAGACUACACUGCCAAGAUAUCUUCGGAUACAAUGAAAUCAAUCACUAUCGAAGAAGUUCAACUAGAAGACGGUCUUGGACAAAUAAUUGAUACAAAAGCGGAUUCCAAAAUUGCAACCAUCACCAAAGAAGAACAGGAGCCAACCAUGACUGAUGAGACGUACAUUUUCGAGGGCGUUCAUCAAUACACUCCGGUGAAACCUACGGAAAAAUCAGCUGCGCCUAAUAUUGAAGCAAUUACCGAGCUAGUUAUCACGGAAGUUGUGCCAGAACAAAAGGAAAAAGAAGGCUACAACGUGCAUGAUAUUGCAAGUAAUUACGUUGCGAAAACUAUACCCUCUCACACACUCCGAUCAAUUCAGGUUGAACAAGUUCAGCUUUCGGACGAUGUUAGUGAUCUUGCGGGCUCGGAAACACUUGCUUCACAUGCCAAAUCAAUCGCUGGUGAGAUCGAACAGAAAAUCAUCUCCGAGACUGUUGUUAUGGACAGUAUCGAUACGAUGGUAGAACAAAUUCAACCCGAACUGAAAAAUGUAGAAGCCACUGUUCAACCGAACACGGAACUAGUUGUUACCGAAGUUAUCACGGAGCAGAAGGAAAAGGAGGGAUACAGUGUUGAAGAUAUCGCAAGCCAGUAUGUCGCCAAAUCGGUUCCAUCUCAAUCGUUGAGAUCCAUCAUUGUAGAAGAAGUCGUCUUAUCGAGUGCAACUGAGGAAGUUAUGGCCGAUGAGCGGAACCUCACAAUCGCACAGGUUAAAAAGGAUACGUUCGAGCAGACAACAGUAACGGAACAAACCAUUCUGGAACAUUUUGUUCAACUUGAGAAACCCAUUCAACCAGAGCAGAAAUCAGCUAUUCCAACUGUUGACCACAACCAAGAAUUGGUUGUGACCGAAGUAAUCUCGGAACAGAAGGAAACUGAAGGAUACAGUGUUGAGGAAAUAUCUAAAAAUUAUUCUGCGAAACAAGUUCCCUCGCACAUGAUGAAAUCAAUAACGAUCGAAGAAGUUCAACCAGCAGACGAUGUUGAGUAUAUUCAGCAAUCGGAAUUGCCUGUAGGUACAGCAGUCGUACGAAAGAAGGAGUACGAGCAAACUACCGUAGCCGAAAUUAUUCCGUUCGAAGGGCUCGAAAAAUCAAUAGAACAGACUGUGCCAGAGCAAAAAACUGCAGACGUGACAAUGCAGUCAUUGACACAGCUCGUUGUAACCGAAAUAAUAUCCGAACAAAAGGAAAGGGAAGGCUUCGAUGUACAGGAAAUAGCCAAGGAUUAUGCCGCUAAGCCUGUGACCGAAGGUUUAAUGCGAUCUGUGGUUGUAGAAGAAGUUCAAACAUCAGAUCUUCUUGGUGAUAUCGAACACACGUCAAUAGAGCAAUCCGCUACAGUGAAGAAAGAUCAGUUUGAACAAACCACAGAAAUCGAAACGAUGGUCUAUGAAAAUGUAAGCGGAAUCUACGAAGCGGCAAAACCAGAUGAGAAAUUAGCGGAAAUGUUAGUACAACCAAAUACAGAAAUAGUAGUCACCGAAGUUAUCAGCGAGCAGCGUGAAAAAGAAGGAUACAGUGUGCAGGAUAUUGCAAAAGACUACCAAGCGCAAGCAGUUCCUUCUAAGACAUUGAAGUCAAUCGCGGUCGAACAGGUUGAAAUAGCGGAAGAUGUAACAUCCAUGGUUAUUCAAGAGCAAGUCGAACAUUCAGCGGUGUCAAGUAAGGACGUGUUCGAACAAACAACCGUCACUGAAACUGUAUCCUUCGAAGAUGCUGCACCACAAGAACAGUCGUCUCUUCCGAAACAGAAAACUGCUACCACCUAUUUGGAGCCAAUGACGGAGCUUACCAUCACCGAAGUAAUUGCAGAACAGAAAACAAAAGAAGGAAUCAAUUUGGCAGAGACUGAACAUCAAACGGCUAAAACCGUACCAACUGAUGAGCUUAAAUCUCUGACUGUUGAACAAAUUCACCCUCUCCAUGGUCUAUCUGACGUUAUAAUCGAGAGUUCGAAGACAACCACGGCUAACAUUGCAACGGACGAGCUUACAACUACCACCGUUAGCGAAACUACCGCCUACGACGGAAUCAAGGAGUAUGUCGGUAAACCAGAGAUAGAUUCAUACUCUGCAAAACUUAUCCCAGCAGAUGUUUUCAAGUCAUUGACUAUAGAACAAGUAGAGCCAUACAUUUUGACUGGAAACGUACCGGAAGAAAUGUUACAACCUCUGUCCGUCGUAGAAAAAACUGAUGAACAGGAGCAGGUGAUAGCGACGGCUACAACGGCAUUCGAAUGCAUCAAAGAUUUUAUCGAAAAGAUAGAUUAUGAACUGCACACCGCUAAAGUUAUAAGCGGAGAUAUCCUAAAAUCUUUAACUGUGGAACAAGUCAUGUCUCUUCAGCAAACUGGUGACGUUGAUAGGUUCAUAACGAAAGCUACGUCAGCUCUUGUGAAAUCGGAAGAACAUGAACAAACUACAGUAACUGAAGCUGUAAUUUAUGAGGCAUUGAAGGAAUACUUGGGAACGAUACAAGCCGAAGGUCAAACUGCCAAACGCACUCCAGGUGAUGUUCUGAAAUCUGUAAAUGUCGAACAAACUCAACCACUGGAUGACCUGGAUAUGGUUCAAUCUGACACAAAGUCUCUAUCGUUAGCAAAUGUAAAAACGGAUGAGAGGGAGCAAGUGCUUAUAUCGGAAGCUACCGUCUACGAGGGAUUGAAUGAAUACGAUGUCAAGCAACCAACUGAAGGACACCUCGCAAAAUGUAUUCUUCCUGACGAAAGGAAAUCCCUUUCGGUCGGACAAACCGAAACAUUCAUUGGAAUUGGCAACGUCAUGACUGAAAGCUCCAAAUUUUCGGAAGCAGUCAUUACUACAGAUGAACUCGAACAAAAGAUCAUAUCCCAACCAGUCACUUACGAAAGCGUGCAGGAAGGCACAAGCACACUCGAGGUGGAAGAAAAACAUGCAACUCCUGCGUAUGAUGGCUUAAAAUUACCAAUCAAAUCAACAGUGGGCACCUCCGAUGUAGUUGAAGAGCUACUAAAUGCAAAACUGCAAGAAGAAAGUGCAAUCAGUGGGAUUAUUGAACAUAUCAUUGCUUCGAAAAGCGAAACUGUUUCACAUGAUUCGUUGGGCUUACUGAAGGCUACCGAAAAAGCAGACUCACAACAUGCUGUUCGACAGGUGUUAGAUCUGCAUGUACCAACACUUUUAGAAACUGUUCCCGAUGAAUCUCUCGAAAAGGUUAAACUUCCAGACACUGCAGCUGAGCAAAGCGCAACAGUUAACAUAAGCGAUUUCAUAGUACCAUUGCAGUCCCAUGUAAUAUCCGGUGACUCCACAACGCCGAUUGAGAAGAUCUCCGAGCCACACUCCGUCACACCGUACCGCAUACAAACAGAAUCAGAAGAAUCAGCUAUGCCAUGUCAAGAACCAGUUGAAACACAUUCAAAUAUCAAAACUCAACAAACACAUACACUCAUACAAGAACAAAUCGAGGAUAUCCCUAUUGAAGAAGUUGUGUAUAUUCAAGAGGUUGAUGACGAAGCGUUAAUUGCAGAACCUUCAGUAGAAACUACGAAACGAAGGGUUGUUAAGAAGAGAAGGGUUGAUACAAGGGCAGAAACUCGUGAAACUUCAAUUCAUGAUGAAACCGUUGAGCCAUUAAUUGUGGAAUCUGUUGCUAAAUUAGCCGAGCCACAAGAAACUGCUUUGUUAGAAGAGCAGAUACCGGCAACAUUCCCAAUUGUUGAAGAAUAUCCAGAAGAUAUCCAAAUCAAAGAAAGCGUUUCCCAAACAGGAGAGCGCAAGAAAACCGUCGUAAAGAAGCGAACGAUAAAGAAAAAGUCAGGCGAUACAGAAGAACUGGUUGAGGUUGUUACUGUUCAGGAAGACGAUAAGCCUCCUGAAACUGUUAUCACCGUCACAGAACAGGACUUCGAGGAAGUACUCGGAGAACAAACAGAAAAGCCUAAACUAAAGCGAAAGAAGAUUAAAACGAUCAAAACAUCAGAUGAUACGGAUGACAUCAUCGAAAGGUUAUUGAAUUUGGAAGUAAAGAAAACACAGCUCGAGCAAUACGAAAAGAUUGAUAUUGAACCCAAGAAAAAACCAAAGAGUGUUGAAGAAGUAACAGUAGAAGAAAUUCCAGAAGUUUUCGAACCGAUUGUUGAUGAUACUAUCAUGAAGGAUACAAAAAAGAUUGCAAAAAGGAAAACUGGACCAAAGAUGAAAAUCGCUGAAGUCAUAACCACACAAGAAGGUGACCAAGAACCUCAUAUCAUUAAGACAGUGGUCGAGGAAAAUUUAUCAUGGCCAAAACCGGAAGAAGCUCAUAUUGUCGAAGACGCUCCCGAGUGCAUUGAAAUGACAGAAACAGUUACUGAAACUGGCGAUUCUGUAACCGGAAUCAAACAGAAGAAGUUGAUAAAGAAGGUUACUAAAAAACUUGAAACUGAAAUUCGACCUGAUGAAGAAACGGAAGAGUUGUUGAUAAUUCCGACAAAACCGGAACAAAUCGUAAUCGAAGAGCUUCCUGAGCAAGUGGAAGUAGUUGAUAAAAUUUCCACUGAGGGUAGACCGACAAAACUAAUAACAAAAACAAAAGUUAUCAAAAAAAGGACUGGAAACAAGGUGGAAGAGGUUCAAGUGGUAACCGUUCAAGAAGAUGAUAAACCCGCUGAAACUACGGUGACUCUAUCCGAAGAAUCUGUUCCGAUUGAAUCAGUUAGUCUCGACGAUGUGCCCAAAGAAAAGCCAAAAACGAAAAAGAAAAAAAUCAAAACGAUUAAACAAAUGGGUGAUGACACUGACGAUAUUAUAGAAAAGUUGCUAAAUUUGGAGGUCAAAAAGACUGAGUUAGAAACGUACGAAAAGAUUGACGUGGAAUUCAGAAGACCAUCGAAGCAAGUUGAAGAGUUUAUAGUUGAACCAGUACCCGGAGAGCAAGCGGUCAUUGAGGUGUUGCCGGUCGAGCAUACGUUCAAAGAGAUCACAACCAUUACCGAAAAACCUAAGAAGUUGACAACCAAAAAACAAAUUAUCAAGAAGAAAGUGGGUGAUAAAGUAGAAACAAUUGAAGUGGUAACUGAAACUGAAGAUGAUAAGCCAAUGAUUUCUAGUGUAACGGAGAUGACACAACCCGAUGAAAGUGAAUUUGUUCCUCAAGAUAUCGUGGAAGUUGAACGGAUACCGGAAAAAUCUACCGAACAAAUUGUAACUACAAAAACUAAAAAGAAAAAACUUGCUAAAGAAUCGUCAGAAACAAUACCACAAGAAGAAACCGUCAUCAUAGCUCCACAACCAUGUGAAGAAGUUGACGUGACUGUUGAAAAAAUGCCGGAGAUUGUAGAGGUAACGGAAACAAUAACCAAAACAGGAGCACCAACUAAACGAACGAAGAAGACCAAGGUGAUCAAAAAUCAAAUCGGAGACACGGUGGAAGAAAUACAUGUUGUAACCGUACAGGAAGAUGAAAAACCUGCCGAAACUACAAUCACGGUUAUGGAAGAGGUUGCGGAGCCUAUGCUAGCAGAAGAAGUUCCACAAGAAAAGCCGAAACUAAAAAAGAAAAAAGUAAAAAGCGUGAAGAAAACGACUGAUGAUUCAGAUGAUAUUAUCGAGCGUUUGUUAAAUCUUGAGGUCAAAAAGACUGAGCUCGAAAAGUAUGAGAAGAUCGAUGUGGAAUUUAAGCCUCGAGCUAGAAAGAUACAGGAAACGUGGAUCGAAGAAUUUCCCGAAACAGUACAAUUGCAGCAAGCAGCCGAUGGGUCGGAAAUCAAACAAGUUACUAAGAAAAAAAUCAUCAAGAAAAAGUUAGGCAAGAAGGAGGAGACUACUGAAGUGACGACGGUUCAAAUUGGCGAUUUGGAACCAACAACCACCGUUACCGUGACUGAAGAGGAAGUUCCAUACGAACGUGCUGAAGAAAUUUCCAUCGAGAGCUCACCACAGAGCAUUGCAACGAUUGAGGAACUACCGGAAGAAAUACAGGUGACCGAGGUAUAUUCCGAUUUGGGAAAACCAACAAAACAAGUCACCAAAAAGCGUACUAUCAAGAAAAAGACGGGACAAAAAGAAGAAACAAUGGAAGUCAUAAUAAUUCAAGAAGACGACAAAGAACCAGAAACUACCAUCACUAUAACGGAAACAGAACCGGAGCCGGAACAACCUAAUCUGUCACCGGAAGAGGGAGCAAACAUAUCACAGCCGGGAGCUGUACCAAAAGCAAAGAAAAAGAAAAUCCGAACCAUCAAAACGAAAGACGACGCUGAUGAUAUUAUCGAAAAGUUACUAAAUCUUGAGGUGAAGAAAACAGAACUGGAAAUAUACGAACGGGUGGAAUUGGAACCAAUUAAAAAAUCAAAAGACGUACAGGAAAUUAUAUUCUCACAACCAGAAGCGGAGAUUGCUGAAAUUACUGAAGCAGAAAAGGUUUCGCCACAAGCCAAAAUUAUUAAGAAAAUCAAGAAACAACCAACUAAACAGCAGACCGAAACUGACCAACCUCGCCUUCAGGAGCCAGUAAUGGAGGAAAUUGCUCAACCAACUGAACCAGAACUGAUCUCAGCGGAAGUUAUGAUUCCUACGGUUGUUGAAGAAAUAACUGAACAUGAAGUGGCACCUGACGGCAGUCGACAAACGAUCGUCAAGAAGAAAAUAAUUAAAAAGAAGGUCACCAAAGACGUGAAAUCGCAAGAGGAACUUACUCAUGGUCAAGAUAUUCCGCAGAUACCCGAACAGGAUGAUUUAAAACCCGAGGAACCUAAACAGCAAGUCGAACCAAAACUCCAAGAAUACCUACUUGAAGAUGUCGUCACGGAAUAUGCAUAUGUAGAGCCCGAAAAACAAGAAGCAAUUGUACAAGAAAUCACCGAGGAAUAUUUAUCAUAUGAAGAAAAAUCGUUGAAAUCAAUGGAGAAGGAAAACCAGCGGCCGGAAAGCACACCCGAACUGAAAAAAGCUCCAAAGAAACUCAAAAAGAAAGUUAAGAAGCCUGAAGAAUCUGAAUCAGCCGAUGAAGAACUUGAACGACUACUGAAUUUGGAAAUCGAAAAGACACAAUUGGAAGAGUACGAGAAGGUGGAGCUGGAAGCCAAACCAAAACCCGAAAAGCCGAAGCCUAAACUGGAACCAAUUAAAAUCGAACGCAAAGAACAAAAACCCACAAAGUUGAAGAUAACGGAGCCAGAAGAGUUACCACAGACAGUCAAACUUAGGAAAACAAAGAUGCCAGUGAAAAAAGACGUCGAGGAAGUAUCAAUACCUAAAGUGUUACUGAAAAGUCGCAUCGUGGUUGUGGAAUAUCCUCCUGAGGUACAAUACUUGCAAAUCUCCUAUUUGGAUUCAAAGAGAGCCGAAGGUGAACUUACACGAACGGAAGACAAUGAAAAAUCGAUUAAACUAAAGAAAAUCAAGAAAAUCAAAUCUACGAAGCGUGACAAACUUGAUCUGGAGGAAGUUGAUUUACCAGAAUUUGAAGAAGAACAACCAAAAGAGGAGGAAACACCAGAAGAGUUAGCUAAAUAUCAGAGAAAACCAAAGGAAAAACCUAUGGAAGAGCAGGACGAGAGAACCUUGAAGAUUGGUAAAGGUAAACUCAGAAAAGAGGAACCUGUAGAGGAAUCGAUUACCCUUAAGAAAACUCCCAAGAAACCCAAGGAGGAAGAAUCCGGAGAAGGUGAGCCACACAAGAAACCCAAGGAAACACCGAAACCUGUAGCAGACGAUAAACAACAGAAACACAUUGGAAAACCGUCAUUUGAAUCGACAGAUAUCCCGGAUGUUGAGAUGAAACUUGACGAAUACAGAAAACCUUCGCCAGAACCUGUGGAACCCGAGGAAGAUAUUCAAAAAAAGAAGAAACGUCCAAAGAAAGAAAAUGAACCUUCCGAACCGGAAGUGGCAGAGCGUCCUCUAAUCAUGGGUAAGGGAAAAACACCAGAAGAAGUACCCGACGACGAUGUAAAAUUCAGAAUACCGACAUCGAAGAAACCUGAGGAGCAACAAGAAGAUAUUAAAUUAAAACCUUUCACCAAACCAACGGAUGAUGAUACAACCACGGAUAAACAAGUAGAUCGCGACCUGGCACUUCCAGUUUCUGUCGAAAAACCUGAUGAACCCGAAGAUGAACGUAGUACAUCGGAAACAAUAAAACGUAAAGUAAUAAAAAAGAAAGUUCCAAAAGAUAAACCAAAAGAAAAUGUACCGAUAGAACAAAUAAUUGAGGAUGUCGAAGGAACAGUUAUUGAAGAGUUAGAACCAACAAAUGAAACACCGAAAGUGACAAUGCCAACAACGGAACUUGAAAACUUAUGGCAGGAACCGAUCGAGCUACCAACCAUCGCUCAGGACACACAAUUGAUUGUAGAAGAGCAACCGGUUAUUUUCGAAGAAAAGGAAAUUUGCACGGACAAAGGCGAACGUGAAAAACAAACAACAAUUAGAAAAGUCAUUAAGAAAAAACGCCAAGGUAAGGAAGAAGUCAUUGAAGUUGUCACAGUUCAAACUGGCGACAAGGCUCCCGAAACUACGGUUACAGUUAGCGAGUUAAUCCCGGAGGAAUCAACCCUCACAGUAGACAAACCCAAAGAACCAAAAAUACGAAUGAAAAAAGUGAAGGUUCCGACCAAAAAGGAUGACCUAGAUGACAUCAUCGAAAAAUUGCUUAGCGAAGAAAUUACCAAAACUGAACUGGAAAAAUACGAAAAGUUCGAUUUUGAAAAACCAACCAAACCCGAACAACCGGUUGAUCAUGCAGGCAAAAAAGUGCCAAAGAAGCACAAACAAAAGGAAAUCCAAUUGCAUGAAACCAUUUCAUUACUAGAGACACCAACAGAUACAUCAGAAACUCUAGAUUUCACGCCUAUCGAGGCACAAACACCAGACACUAUACACACUUCCAUCACUGAAGAUAAGGUCCAAAUCAGCGCAGAUAGAGUGGAUAUCAAGGAAGAUGUCUACGAAACAAAGGAACUCAUCACAGAACUUCCGCCGAGGGAGGAGGUCACACCGAUGGAAAUUCAGCAGGUUGCUGCCGAAAGUCCUGUGGUUCACCGGAAGCCACUUUUGGAAGCUGCACCGAAGGAAGAACUUCUCGAAGCACUAACGGAAGAAACGGAUAACGCUCCGUCGCUUUCUUUGGACGAGGUACAAGUAGCAGCCAUUGAGGUUCCCGAAGGAGCUACCGAGAAACCAACGAUUCGUGGUAAACCCACAUUGGAGGCAGCAGCUAAACAAGAGCUAUUCGAGCAACCGGCAGAAGAAGUUGAUACGGUAUCUUCACUAACGUUGGAGGAGGCAUUGCCAACCGCGAUUGAUGUAGCAUAUCAAGCAACUGAAACUUCACACGUACAUGCCAAACCGCUGCUAGAAGCCGCUCCCAUUGAAGAACAGAUCGACAUUUCAACAGAAGAAGUUGAUACUGUAACUUCUUUGUCACUGGAAGAAGAAUAUGUAGCCCCAAUUGAUAUAUCUGAUCAAGCUGUGGAGAAACCAACGAUUGCGCAGAAACCAUUGAUUGAGUCUGCGCCUGCCGAGAGCAUGGUUGAUCAGAAAACUGAAGAAAUCGAAGUUUCACCAGCUAUGCCACUUGAAAAGGUACAGCUUGCACCAGUAGAUAUUCCAGAGCAGGUAACUGAGAAACCUCGUGUAACUCAGAAACCGAUACUAACGGCUGCACCCGCCGAAAGCUUGAUCGAUCAACACUCGGAAGAAGCAGAAACAGUUCCUUCCAUUGUUCGAGAUGAAAUUCAGGUCGCACCAGUAGAGGAAAUUUUGGCUGCUCCUGUAGAUCAAGCGAAGAUCACCCCCGAAGUAGAGGUACAAGUUGCUCCAGAAACACCGAAAAGGAUUAAGAAAAAGAAGGUCGUCAAGAAGGCACUUGAAGAGGACGAAGAGCUGCAACGGCUGUUAAACUUAACAGUUGAGAAAACGGAGUUGGAAACGUACGAAAAAGUCGAACUAGAUGCCAAGCAGAAAGUGAAACCAGAAAAGGGUGAGCCAGUCAAACUAGAACCUAUCAAAAUAGAACGAAAAGAACAGAAACCAAUCAAACUUGAAAUCACAGACACACCAGAACCACAAACAGUUAAACUUCGAAAAACCGUAAUGCCAGAGAAGAAAGAGAUCGAAGAGGUCACUGUUCCGAAGGUAUUAUUGAAGAGUAGGAUCGUGCAUGUUGAAUAUCCAACGGAUGCUCAACAUCCGCAGAUCAUCGACCUGGAAACCAAGCGUGGCGUUGGCGAGCUUUCAAGGACCGAAGAGGAGGACGAAGAGCGUAAGAUUAAAAAGAUUAAAAAGGUUAAGGUUAUUAAGAAAGAAAAGCCAGAACUCGAAAUCCUCGAUAUCGAAAAAUUCGAAAAGGAACCGAAGCAGUUAGAGGACACAGAAGAAGAAAAAUUAAAAUAUCAACGUCAAACUAAAGAAAAACCGGAAGAAGAAACCGAUGACAAGAAACUUGUGUUAGGGAAAGGUAAGUUGAAGGAAGACGUAGACGAGAAAGAAGAGGUUAAAUUGAAAAAGACUCCAGUCAAACCGAAGGAAGAGGCGCAGGUGGAGGAAAAACCAAAGAAAAAGAAAGAGGAACAACCGGAAACCGUCGAAGAUGUGAAAAAACGGAGACAUAUUGAAAAGCCCAAGUUUACUCCGACCGAAAUUCCUGAUGUUGAAACAGAACUAGAACUGUACGAGAAACCGCCACCGGAGCCAAAAGAAAAACCUGUUGAGGAACCGGAGAAACCGAAAAUACCGAAGAAACCGGUAGUACCAGAAAUUCCAGAAGAACCCGAACACAAAAUCAUCCUGGGCAAAGGUAAACUGCCGGAACCCGAACCAGAACCUGAUGUUAAGUUCCGAAUUCCAGUUGGUAAAAAACCGGACGAGGAACCCGAAGAAAUCAAACUCAAACCAUUUAAAAAACCGUCUCCUGAAAAAGAAACUACAGAACGCGAGGUCGAUCGUGAUAUGGCUCUGCCAAAACCGAUAGACCUCCCAGAGGAACCGGAGGUGGAAAUUGAAAUAAAGAAGAAGAAAAAGAAAAUUCCAAAGGUACCGGAAGCUCCUACAUCGGUUGAGGAAAUCAUACAAGAGCCACCGAAAGAAGUCGAACCAGCUCAAACGCUUGAGCUUCCGAAAGAGGAGACCAAAGUUGAAGAACCUCAACCGGUCCUGGAGCCCAAAAAGUCUGUAGAACUUCCAUUGGAAACACCAACCGAAUUGGUAGUGCCAAAACCGGUUGAAGAAAUAACAGUGGCAUUACCUGAUCAAAUUGUCGUUCCCGAGAAGCCCAAGGAAACCGAAGUGGAAAAGCUACCGGUAGCCGCCGUUACGCAGCCUGAGGUACAAGAACUGAAGGAAGACAAGAAAAAGAUCAAGAAAAUCAAAAAGCCAAAAGCAAAACCUGGAGAUGACGAUGAACUACAGCGUUUGUUGAACCUAGAAGUUGAGAAAACAUCACUGGAAGUUUACGAGAAGGUUGAUCUGGAACCAAGAGAAAAGGUGAAACCAACUGCAGAGGAGAAACCAAUUGCCAUCCCAGAGCCAGAGGAAACGAAGGUUGAACCAACACCUAAACCAGAACCAAUCAUUAAAAAGGCAGAUAUCGUUGAACAAGAACCUAUGCCCGAGCAAGUGGCACCAGAAAAAAUCGAUGAAAAACCAGUUAUGGAAAAAAUAACUCCCGACGAAGUGCAAGAUGUGUUGGUUAGCAUCAUAGAAGAAAACCCGGUUGACGUAAAACAGGACGUUCGCGAAGAGGAAGAAAAACCUGAGACUGUUGAAUUAGAGCCAGAACAACCACAGAAGAAGCCUGAAGAGAAAAAAAUCAAAAAGAUUGUAAAGAAACCCAAGAAGGCGUCAGUUGACGAAGAUGAACAACUUCAAAAACUGCUCAAUUUAGAAAUUGAGAAAACCGAACUGGAAAAAUAUGAGAAGAUUGAUAUUGAUAUUACCAAGAAACCGAAAAAGGUAGAAGAAGCACCAAUCGAGCCCAAGCCGGAACAGCCUAAGGUAGAGGAGCUACCGGAGGAGGUGGUUAUUAAACCGAAACCAAAGGAAAAGGUGGUAAAGCCGGUAGAGGAAGAAGUGGAGGUAGAUUUCAAGAUUGCAAAGAAACCACGCCUUCCGGAACAACAGCAAGAGGUUAAAGAGAAAAUCACACUGAAACCUACUCCACAGAAAGCAGAAGAAACAGUCGGAGUCGAACGAAUAAUUAAGAUCGAAAUAGAGCGUACGGAGCCAGUCACCAUUGAACCCGUGGUUGAAGAAGCUGAUGAUAUUACAACCCAACAGGAAGAUAUUCCAACGAUUGAGCCUCUAGUGGAAGAACCUGCGGACGAAAUUGUUGUCCCAGAGGAAGUUGUUCCCAUUCAACCCAUUCAAGAGGAGAUUUCCGAAGCUCAGCCACUAGUUGAAGAUGUUAUUCUGGAGCUGCCAUCGGAAGAAUCAGUAGAAAUUGCAGAUUCUGUUCCAAUUCAACCAAUCGUCGAAGAAGCAAUGCCUGUUGAACCAGUUCGCAAGCGAUCACUUAAGCCUGUACCACAGCCAAUAGCGGUUGAAGAAGAAAAACCCAAAGAGAAACCCAAGAAGAAAACUGUGGUUGUUAAGAAGAAGAAGGCUAGCAUAGACGAUGAUGCUGAACUACAGCGACUAUUAAACUUAGAAAUAGAGAAAACUGAACUGGAACAAUAUGAAAAGAUUGACGUUGACUUCAGAAAACGUGAAAAGGUUAAAGUUGUUGAGCAACCGAAGCCUCAACAAGCAAUUGAAUCAACCGUUGCACCAGAAGAGACCGUACAAAUCAAACCCAGGAAACCGAGUGUCAAACCAAAGGUGGAAACGGUUGAAGAAACAGAGGUUGAGUUUAAACUGAAACCGAAAAAGAAACCUGAACCCGAAGAGGUCAUACAAGAUGCAACAGUUACAUUGAGAAAGGAAAAACCAGCAGUUGUCGAGGAAUCUACUGUAGAAGAAAUUGUUCUGCUGAAACCGGUGGUACCGAAACCGGAAGAAGUAGAAGAUGUAGAAGAAUCGAUUAGAUUAAAGGCUAAACCUCAAGAAUAUGUGACUGAUGAGGCGGAAGCAUCACUGGAAAUUGUUCGGGAAGUUCCACAGGAGGAACCGGAGCCCGUUAAAAAGGUUGAGAAACCGAAGAAAAAAGUGGUCAAGAAAAAGAAAGACGAUGACCUGGAUGAAAUCACUCAGAAACUACUGGAAAUGGAUGUACCGAAAACUGAAUUGGAAAAAUAUGAAAAGGUCGAUAUUGAGGUUCCGAAAAAACCGAAAGAUACAACGGAAGACGUUGUGGUAGCUAGACGUAAGCCCAAAGCAGUCAUUCAACCGGAAGAGGAAGAAGAGGUUACCCACAGCUUGAAGGUACGCAGAAAGCCUGAAGCAGUAACCGAACCAGAAGAAGCUGAAGCCACCUUCAAGGUACCCAGGAAACAGUCUGCGCCCGAGAAACCGGAUGAUGUGGAAGCAUCACUUACCAUCACUCAAGAACAGGAGGUUGAAGCACCGAAGGAAGAAAUCACGGAGCACGUGGUUGUUAGAAAGCAACGACCACGACCAAAACCGGCCUUCCGCAGGGAAGUUCUGGACGAAGAGGAAGUACGCAUCAAAAAGAUUAAAAAAGUUCGUCAACCUCGGCCAGUCUUCAAAGAUGUCGAACCGGCUACGGUCACUUUCCAGCCAAGGCGCACCAAACAUAUCGAGGAUAUUGAACAAGAGUUCAAGAUACAACUGGAUUCCUACGCUAGAGAAGAAAUCUCGAUGACCGGAAGAGUGAAACUGCCUGCUCCAUACAGCUACGGUGAAGAGACGGGCGAAGCGCACAUAACUAUUAUUAAGGAAGUCAAUGAAGACGAUGAGGUAGUGUACGAAGUAAUAUACGAUGACAGUGAGGUUAGUGUACAGGACGAUUAUGAUAUGUAUGAUGAAGAUACGGAAAAUGUGGUCCUUGAGCUUCGCAAACGCAGGGAAAAGCUUGAAGGUCUCAUCGUACAUCACGAGGAGGAGGUUUCACUUAACCUGUCGCAGCGCAAACCACAAGUCACACACGAAGAAGAAUCAUUCACACUGAAACAACAAAAGAAGUCUUUGGCAACAUACUCUGAAGAAACGGCUUCACUGAAAAUUGUUCGAGAAGAAGAUGCCAGUGAAAUGUACUGUAUUCAAUCGGUUGAGGCUGAGAAUGAAGAAGCAUUGCACUUGGUGGAAGGUGAAAAACUAUAUGUAAUUGAUCGUAGCAACCCGGAAUGGUGGUUCGUCAAGCGCUCAUGGUGUGAGGAACGUGGUUUCGUACGCCGCGAACUGCUCAUGGAUGCUGUUACCUAUCCGCAAUACGUACAGAAGACUUUGAACGAGAAGAUCGAUAAACUACCGAUAUUCGAAAAGCCCGGACCGAACGAGAAACCACAGGCUCCGAAAAUUGUCGAAAAAUUACAACCCAUCACUACUCAGGAUAACUACACCGUCCAGUUCGAGUGUAAAGUCGAAGGUUACCCAAGACCACAGAUCACCUGGUUCCGUCAGACUGCUGUUAUCAAACCGUCUCAAGACUUCCAGAUCUACUAUGAUGAUGAUAAUGUAGCAACACUUAUUAUCCGCGAAGUGUUCCCUGAGGACUCCGGAACGUUCACAUGUGUUGCCAAGAACAUCGCAGGAUUUGCAGCUAGUUCAACCGAAUUGACUGUUGACUCGUUUACGUCAGAUCUUGGUUCAGAGUUGGCCACACUUUCACGCAAGAGUAUGUCCCGUGAAUCAUCUCUAGCAGAUAUCCUAGAAGGUAUUCCACCGACCUUCUCCCGGAAACCGAAAGCGCAAUAUGUGGAUUCCGGAUCGAAUGUGCUGCUCGAAUGCCGAUUGGUUGCCAUACCAGAGCCGGAUAUUCAGUGGUAUUAUAACGGUGUCGAGCUCACAAAUAAGGACAACAUCCAAGUGGCCGUUGAAUCCGACAUGCACAUGUACUGUACCGUCGUUCAGAUUCAGAACAUCGAUAAACAGCAGGAAGGUUCCUACCAGGUCGUCGCACGUAACCGCGAAGGUGAAUCGUCUCUCGAUAUCACCGUUAAGGUUAAAACUGGCGUUCCGGAGGCACCGCAAAUCUUGGAACCACUCAAGAGCAUGAGUAUACGACAGGGAGAAACUGUGAUGCUGUCGACACAGAUUGUCGGCAAUCCAACUCCCGAUGUGCAAUGGUUCAAGAACGGCGAACUGAUCAAGACCCCAACGCAAGCAGACAAAAACAUUUACACAAUAACUCUUCUGUCUCCAACCCAUGAAAAUGCCGGCGAAUACACCGUGAAAGCCAAAAAUCCAGCGGGUAGUGUAGAAACAACUGCAUUCCUGACUGUUGACGAAUCCAAUGUCGGAAACCCUCAGGCCCCCCUGUUCCUGGAAAGAUUCGAAGAGCAAAAUGUGCUACAAGGAAGUACAAUCAAAUUGCCGGCCAAGGUAUCCGGCAAUCCAGUCCCGGAGAUUCUCUGGCUACGUAACAAUAACACGUUGCUUCCAUCGAAGAAAGUCAAACAAGCAUACGAUGGUCAGAACAUUGAACUCACCAUUUCUAAUGCCGAUUCAGAACAAGAUUCCGGUAACUACAAGUGUAUUGCAUCAAAUACGGUAGGCAAAGCGUCGCAUGGUGCUCGCGUAACGGUUGAAGUCGACAAAGUAACGUUUGUGAAGAAAUUGAAGAAGAGCAUAACCGCAGAAGAGUGCAAAUCGGUUACGAUGGAGUGUGAGACGUCCCACACGGUAUCGACCAAGUGGUACCACAACGGAAAAGAAAUGAGCGGAAUGGAUCAUCGCGUGAUCGUCCAGGAGGGUAAAACUCACAAAGUGGUGAUCAAGAAUCCUACCAUCAAGGACACUGGUUUGUAUAAGUGCACCGUGAAGGAUCAGGUUACGGAGUGUAAUUUGAUUGUACUGGAAGCUAAGCCGGAGUUCUUGCGCAAGUUAGAAGACAUCGAAACAAAGGAGAAACAGGAUGCCAUCCUAGAGGUGGAGAUCUCAUCGGAAACGGCUGAAGUUACCUGGUAUAAGGAAGGUAAAAAGAUUGACGAGAAAAAGAACAAGUACGAAUUUUCCAAAAAGGGCAAGUCUCGGACGCUGUUGGUGCGUAGUACUUCUGUGCACGAUGAAGGUGAAUACACAUGUACCCUAGCGGAUCAAGAGUGCUCGGCUGAAGUAACCGUUAUUGAACUCCCACCGGAAAUUAUUACUCCCCUAACAGAUGUGACGGUUGCGCGAGGAGAAAAUGCGAUUUUCGAAAUCGAAUUGACUAAGGGUGAUGCCCUGGUGCGAUGGUACAGAAACGAUACGGAAUUGUCAUUCAACGGGCAUUACCAGCUAACGAUCGACGGAAAACGGCAAACUUUGAAGAUCACCAAAACUGUAGACGAAGACGCCGGAGUGUACAAAUGUGUGGUCGGUGACCAACUGUCGACGGCUCGUCUCAAGGUAGAGAAGCCAUUGGUCGAUUUCGUUAAACGAUUGCCCGACGUUACCAUCACCACGAAGGAAACUGAUGCGGUGUUUACUGUAGAGCUCUCGGAAUCGGCUGAGGUGACGUGGUACAAGAAUAGCAAACAGAUUAAACCUAACAGUAAAUACGAACUGAUUUGCGAUGGAAACACGCGUAAGCUGAUUGUAAAGAACUGUACGGAAGACGACGAGGCUGAGUACACGUGUACGAUCGCAAAUGUGAAAACUUCGUCGACACUGAAGGUCGAGAUUAUCAAAGUGGCUCCCACUAUCUUCGACGAUGGGUCCCGUGUGUUCACGAUCCGCAAGGAAGCUGAUGUUACGUUCAAUGUGAAGUUCAACGCCACACCGAAACCAGAAAUCGACUGGUACGUCAACGGAAAACUGAUUGUACCAUCGGCACGCUUUGUGCCGAAGGUAGGUGAGGAAACGGCUAGUCUAACCAUCCGGAAGGUUAUAGAGUCAGAUGCCAACGAUUACACCGUGAAAUUGGCGAACGAAUGCGGCGAUGCCAGUGCUUCGUUUACGUUGAUUGUCAAAAAACAACCUGGCGCCCCGGAUGCACCGGAAGCUACCCGCAUAACCGAUGAUUCAAUCACUCUAUUCUGGAAGUCACCUGAAGACAAUGGAAACAGUACAAUCGUCGAAUACAUUCUUGAAUAUCAGGAGAAAAAUAAAAAGAAAUGGACUGAAAUUAGCAACAUUACCGAGACCACCACCACGGUUACGAAACUAACAAAGAACUCCGAAUACACAUUCCGCGUAACUGCAGUGAAUGAAAUAGGCAAAGGGCCGGCAUCACCAAACUCACCGUACUAUCGAAUAGCUGCUCCUAUCCAAAAGGAAGCUCCGGUAAUCAGCGAACACCUGAAGGAUGUCCAUGUAGGACUGAAUCAAAGCAUAACUUUGAUUUGCGUUGUCAACGGAGUGCCGACACCUGAUAUUACGUGGUACUGCAACGGAAAGAUUAUGAAGGAAAAAUCUAUCACGUACGAAAAUGGAGCGGCAAAGUAUGUUGUGAGCAAGACUACAACGGAAACCAGCGGUACCUAUAUCUGUAAAGCCGUCAACGAAAUCGGCAGUGUUGAAAGCAGUUGUAGAGUUGUGAUCGAGGAGAAACCAACUCUGACGGUGGAAAAGAAGCAAAUCGUACAGAAGCUUCGUGUUGGUGACGAAUGGCGUGUGGUUGCCAACUUCGAAGGUUAUCCAGUUCCCGAACUUGUCUGGUACCGUGACGAUGAGAUUAUUCAGUCGACAACGGAACACACUAUAAUAACUAACGACCAAACCUCCACAAUAGUUAUAGGAUCGUUGGAUCGAUCGGACAGCGGAAAGUAUCUGGUUGAAGCUAGAAAUACCGCUGGAUCCAGCAGCAUAGAACUACAGUUGAAGGUGAUAGACAAACCAAGUAAACCGGAAGGUCCGAUCGUUGUCAAAGAGCUCAGUCCUGAAGCUGUCGUGAUCGAGUGGAAGCCACCGGCCGAUGAUGGUGGCUUGGAAAUUUCACAAUAUUCGAUUGAAAAAUGUGACGAUACUAACAAAAAUGCCUGGAUCAAAGUCGCCGAUGUGCAGAAGAACAUCAGCUCGUAUUGCAUUCAGAAGCUGUUGGACUCGACCCAAUAUCACUUCCGUGUGAUCGCCCAGAACCCGGUCGGUUGUUCUGAACCACUGGAAAGCGCUACGAUCACAGUCAAACAGGUUCAAACAGUCCCAUCUCCACCCCAAGGACCAAUCGAAACCUCGGGAAUGACGAGCAAAUCAUUUACACUGAUGUGGCAACCUUCCGAGCAUAAUGGUGGCAGCAAAAUUACCGAGUAUGUCGUAGAAAUCAAGGAAGCCAAGAAGAAGGUGUGGAAGGUUAUCGGAAGCACUAGUGCUAGCGAAACUUCACUACUGGUAGACAACCUGACAGCAAAUCGCGCCUACGAUUUCAGGAUAGUCGCGAAGAAUAAGAUCGGUUCUAGUGAAGUACUGCAAACGGAAGAAUCGAUUGUUGCCGGCAAAGAAAUCACUUCCCCUUCGGCGCCGCGCAAUUUGCGUAUCGUGAACGUGACCAGCAAAAGCGUCAAGCUCGAAUGGCUACAACCGGAAACGAAUGGUGGCUCCGAAGUGACCGGUUACGUGAUCGAAAAACGGUUAACCACUGCCCAGCAGUGGACGAAGAUCAAAACACUGGACGCCAACAGUCUCAGUUUCUGCGUCGACAACCUCAAAGAAAAGUCUGAACUAGAAUUCCGAGUUUUUGCCGAGAAUGCAAUCGGCCUGAGUUCACCCGCGAACUCUGAGAGUGUCGUACUGAAAUCACAUGCCACUGUACCUUCGCCACCGACUGGACCUCUGGAAAUACGUUAUCUGGGCCCGAACAUUAACAUUGCAGAAUGGGGUAUUCCCGAAUCCGAUGGAGGUGCACCAUUGGAGGGAUACAAUAUCGUCAUUCGUAACGUGAAGAAGACAAUGUGGAUGGAGGUAGGUCGUGUUGAUGCCGACUGUCAAUCAUUCAACAUCAAAGACCUGGCCGAGGACGAGGAGUAUCUGGUCAGGAUUAUGGCUCGCAACGAAGUAGGCUGCAGUGACCCACUGGAAUCUGACGAACCCUAUAAGGUUCUAUUGGGUGACGUUCCGGAGGACAUCCAUGACGAAACUACGCGUGACUUCUCCGAACCCACCGGUACCAAUACCUCGUCCUGGUUGAGGGAGCACAACAUGACCGCAGACAUUUCCAGUUACGCUAGACACAAGCUGCUCAGGAGACGAGAAUACUUCUUCAAGUUGUGGAUCAACGCGAAGACUCUGUUCAAGUGAACAGCCGACAAAAUUCCUAAUCAAAACUAGCUCAAGAAUAUUUUACUACGUAAAUGGCAUAUUAUACAUUCAUACGGACGGUUCAAUUCUCGUCGUACCAGAAAACUACUUUAAGCCAACUAGACGAAUCUAUUUAGCCAGACAUUUGUCUUCAGAUGUUUAACAUAAACACAAGUGCUCAGUUUGAAAAUGUAUGUAAAUGUUACCCUACCUACGAAGUCGCACAAAUAGGAAAAUUCUGGAAAUACACGACUACAAUUUGUUUCAUGUAACUGUGAUACAGUCGAGGAUAGAAAAGAUCAAAGCCAAAACAAACAAAAACAAAGCUAACGAAAGAGUUUCACAACGUUUCUAACAAAACAACGAAACAGCGAUUCUUCUGUAGGGAAAGCUGUCCAACAUUCACACUCCCGAAAUAUUCUCUUCGGGAGCGAAAACAGAACCAACCGAACAUUUUUAUUUCUAUACAUUAGCGUUUACAUGUUGUUAUAUGGUCACUAUAAAUUGCUUUGUUUCAUAAUACUAUUUAUUGUAAAUUCGUAAAUCAGCAACACUGGAAAAUUGCACCCGCGCGGAUUCCCGAUCAGCAUGACAACUUAGCAGAUCAACGAAACUGAACUGAGAUAGUGAGGAGUGACAAUUAGUAUAGGUGCGUAUAUUAAUCGAACCCCCCACCGAUCUGCCGCUGUUUGGAGGAUGCAAUUGCCGUGUUGGAUACCAUCCUAAUAGACAAGACGCUCGACGUCGAAGAUAGUUUCGAAACAAAAUUCGUACAAGAGUCAAAAACACUGUAUUUGUAGUUUGAGUUUUAUGAUUUGACGAAUCAAAACGAUACCUUAUGUUUACCAAUAGUGUGUUUUAUGAAAUAUAAAAAUGAAUACGAACGAAAA
Molecule: messenger RNA, 58575 nt
Organism: Malaya genurostris
Lineage: Eukaryota; Metazoa; Arthropoda; Insecta; Diptera; Culicidae
Product: titin
Exons: 39
Coding region: 791-57685 (18964 amino acids)
Molecular function (GO): protein binding
Source: RefSeq, a predicted model, not a curated record